Molecule: messenger RNA, 79149 nt
Organism: Podarcis lilfordi (Lilford's wall lizard)
Lineage: Eukaryota; Metazoa; Chordata; Lepidosauria; Squamata; Lacertidae
Source: the annotation of a GenBank genome assembly
GAAGCACCUGCCUCGGUUCCCACCGCGGAGGCAGGCGAAGCGCGCCUUCCCUCCGCUCUGGCCCCGCUGCAGUCGUGCUUGGUGAGGCGGGAGAGUGGCCGCGCCGCCGGGGGAGCCGACGCCGCUAGAGGGCAGGGGCGGCACCCGCACGUCGGGCAGGCAGCGCCUUUCCGCUUUUGACUCACCCUUCGGCUUGGGCUCUCCUCUCUUUCUCGCACACCCACCUACGCACGCAGGCAGGGUAGGCAAAACCCCGAGCCGAGGACAGCGACGAAGCCCUGGCCGGAUAAGCAGCAGCGGCAGAGGUGAGUUUAGGGGCUGUUUGCUCCGUGCGCCCUGGGCGCGGCGGGCCCGGUACCUCAGACGCUUCGGAUAUGUGCCCUUAACUCUCACAGCGUCAAAAAGGCGGGGGGGGGCGUGAGGGCUUUGCGCGCGCGCCGCCGCCCCCUCCUAACGUUUGCGCGCGGACCUUCCUCCUCCGUAGGACCCCCCAGAUAUCUGGCCAGGUCGCUUGUUUGGUGGGUGUUCUUGCGCUCGGGGAAGAAAAAGAGGUUGCGCUGCGCUAAUUGGCUGGUUGGGGCUUCUAGCGCAAUAGAAUAAGGGGCUUGGGGAAAGAUAGCGUUGUCCCUUCCUCUUCCUCCAUCUCCUUUUUAUUUAUUUUUUAAGUCAAGGAUCUGAAGACAGAAAACAAGUGUACCUCUGAGCAUGCACGGUCUGCAGACACUUCUAGCUCUCACUUUGUCCACGUCUCCUCAAAAAACUCUGCGGAGUAGGGGAGGAAGGCUUUGAUCCUUGCAUCUUUUAGUAGCCCAGGUGGAUCUCCUUGGCAGCUGAUGGAAUGUAGCUGGGGAUAUUUUUUUUUCUUUUGUGAACUGUGGAAGAUGAGGGGCAUCCUUUCAAAAUGUUUCGGACAUGUUGAGAUUAUUUUUGUGAUGAAAUACACAGAGACAUAUAUACAUGUUUGUGUAUGUGUUCAUAUAUAUUUACACACACACACACACACACGCACACACGUAUAACACCCAGUAGAGUCCUAUGCAGCACUCAGGAGAAAGGAUCCCUGUGUCUUCAAUGGAGCUUACAGCCAGCAAGCUGAGCAUUAAGAUUGCGAUGAAAUUUGUCUCCAUACUAAAUUCUGAAUCUUGGCCAUUAUCUGAUGCUAUUAUGGUAAUUGCUCAAAUCAAAGAAACAUUAAGGUUGUUGGUUGAGUUUAAGAACUUGUUUGAUGAAAUCUGCAUGCUCUUGCAUAGGAGCAGAAGAACGGCCCUGAUCCUUCCGUAAGGGGGAAAAAGAACAUUCUUGGUUGGUUCUUCCGUGGUGCAUUUGAGGCAUUCUCUCCUGCGUGAGAAUGAAAGCAGAACCACCUCUCCUAAGAUGGCACUGACUCUUCUUAUAAUUCACAUUGAAAAAUAAUGUCUCUCUAAAUAAUGUGUUAACAAAGUCUCUUUUUAAUUGACUUUAAAAAGUUUUCAGUCAAACCAAUUGAUUAAAAAUUUAUAGCGCUUAGGAUGUUUCUUUGCCUCUGAGCAUAUCCAGAGUGUUCUUCCUCUCUAAUGUGCAACCACCAAAGAAUCCUGGGAACUGUAGUUUAAUCAUUACAGAGCUACAAUUGCCAGGACCCUUAACAAACUACAGUUCCCAGGGUGUGGGUGUGUACUUUAAAUGUAUGGUGGGUACAUAGGCUACAAGCAGAAGCUCUGUUGGGAAGAUAUAGGGUAGGUUUCAGGCAGUCUUCAAUCCUGGCAUCUCCCUGUUCACUCUCUCCUCUGGGUCAAUUGUAUAUGUAAACGACCCUUAUUUCAGAGUGCUUUAUUUAAACAAAGAUUUAGUCGAUUGAUCAAAUGUUUGCAUAAAUAACUUUGAAGAAAAAAGCAUGAAGUCUUCUUUUUAGAUUUAUGCCUUCAAAUGUUUUGCGUGGCAGCACUUCUUUUCAACUGGUCAAAACUUAACAGUACAGUCGUAUGCAGUAGGGAUAGGGAACCUGUGGCCCACCAGAUGAUGUUGGACUCCAGCUCCCAUCAGCCCCAGCCAGUGGCAGGGAUGAUGGGAGUUGUAGUGCAGCAACAUCUUGAAAGCUGCAACUUCCCCAUCUGUGCUAUACAGCAUAUUCAGAAGUCCCACUGUGUUGAGUAAGACUUACUUCCCAGUAGGGAAGGGUGCUAAGGUUAUAGCCUACAUCAACUGGGCAUGUAACAGGUAUCAAACAUUGCAGGCAUCCUACUCUGAUUAUUAGUACAGACAUUGAUCAUAUAGAGAGGGGGAGGGUUGAAUCCAACUAAAUUCUGCUUGACCUACUGAAAUUAAUAGAUCUGUGGUUGAAUUAGGUCUUCACCAAGUACAUAUAAUGUUGAAUACAACUCAGAGAUGUCAUAGCUGAAAACCCUUAAUCUCAGUGGUGCAGAAGAUGCCAGUGGUUAUUUAAGAGAUAUGCACUCUGCACACCCUCAGAGGCACAGCUCAGCAUUGUUUCAUGUGGUUAAAUUGUUUCCUGGACUGCCAAUAAAUCAUUAGUGAGGGGAGGGACACUAUGACUUAGUGGUAGAGCACUUCCUUUGCUUGCACUUGGUCUCAGGUUCAAUCAUUGGCAUUGCCAGUUUUUUAAAAGGGCCUGGUGGCAAAUGAUAGGAAAGUCCUCUGCCUCAGAUGAGAUUAGACUAGAGAGUUUCUGGCAAUAUUAGGCAAGAAAGGCAACCAGCCUUGCCUGCAGUAAAGCAGCAUCCUACAUUAUGCUCUAUUCAUGAAAAUCCUGGGGUUACUUUCGGGUGUUAGUGAAUUGAUUCUUCUUGCCUCUGGGUUGAUGUCCAGAACUUUCAGGAAACUGUCGUUUAUUAAGCAAUGGGGCUUUGCAAAUGCAUUAACAGGUGCAUUAACAGAUGAGCAGCUCAUCGUUACCAUUUCAGCGGCAACCCUGAGGUACAGGUGCUUCCCAUUAUUGGCAGCAGGGGAGGGCGGGAAAACCCCGAAUGGUCACCGUGAAGCAUAUUCCAUAAUUCACAAUUGAUAUGCCCUCUUGCUCUCUGUUUACAUUUGGUUUUUCUAGGAGUGAAAGGGAGUGACUGUUCUGACGGGCUGCAUCUGUUGACCAAUCUGUGCUGUAAUCUGUUCAAUAUGGCACUGUUCAUUUCCCUUUUUAAACUUCAUUUCCUUUUGGUGUUGCAGUCUCUGCGUUUCGUAAGCCUACAGAUAUUGAGCAUGUCUCUAAAACUACAGCGGAGAAAGGGUUUUUAAUUUUUUUUUUGGUAAUGCUUUUGUUAAGAGAAGGUGGGAAAUUAGCCAACUGCAGCCAAAGUGUUCAUUUUCAGAAUAAAGAACAGCGUUUCAUGGAGGCUGCUGAUUAUCUGAACAAAAUGUGCUCCUAGCCUUUCAAGACCAUAGUUCUUAUUGCGGAAAACAAGUCUUUCUUUCCUGAAUGGAAAUGAUUUCCAAGAGCUAUUUCAAGUUUGACAAUUUUUCUCCCUACACUGCUGGCAUUGAUUUAUAAGGCUGUCACCCACUGGAAACAACAAGAAUCAAAGAAUCAUAGAAUUGGAAGGGACUACGAGGGUCAUCUAGUCCAACCCCUUGCAAUGCAGAAAUGCAUGAUUAAGAGUCUCAUGCUUUUACUGACUGAGAAGUCUUAUAGCACUAACAGACUUACUAUGCCAUAAGCAUUGGAGGACUACAGUCCACUUCAUCAGGUGCAUGAAGUGGCAACCUGAGUUCCGUGCAGAUUUAUAUUUGUGCUUGUCCCCAUUCAACAAACCUUCUAGAACAGUGGUUCUCAAUUAGCUAAGUACUGCUGGGGGUUUUCGGAAUUCAUUAUUUGCUCUGUUCCAAGAAAUCUUCAUUACGAGCCUGUUUGGAUCAUAGAAUUGUAGAGUUAGAAGAGGCCGCAAGGGUCCUCUAGUCAAAUCCCCUGAAAUGCAGGAAUCUCAACUAAAACAUGCAUGACAGAUGGCCAUCCGACCUCUGUUUAAAACCCUCCAAGGAAGGAGAGUCCACAACCUCCUGAGGGAGUCUCUUGCACUGUCAAACAGCUCUUGCUGUCAGAAAGUUCUUCCUGAUGUUUAGUGGGAAUCUCCUUUCUUGUAACUUGAAGCCAUUGGUUUGAGUCCUACCCUACCUUUCAUGUGACAGCCCUUGAAAUAUUUGAAGAUGGCUACCAUAUCUCCUCUCAGUCUCCUCUAGGCUUAACAUAUGGUUUCAUCAGUCCAUGCAACCUAUACAGUCAAUAAAAGUGGCCCAGGUUAUCAGUGUUCUGAGAUGAGCUGCCUCAUUUGAGUUUGUGCAGGCAAACCACAUCUUUGCAUAUGUAGAUUACACAUGUGUUCAUUUUGGAAUUGUAGUUGUACAAACUUCAUGUGAUUCACAAUCUAUUUCGUACACAUUUCAUCUAUGCAGGAAGAACUAGGUUUAAGCUUCCCCUUAUAGCAAUUGCUUUCUCCAAGGGUAUUAAUAAGAACCCUUCAGUGUGAAAUGUGUCCUUUUAAAGAAUUUGUAGCUUUUACAGUAAACCAGAUGGACAGGUGGUGAGUGACUCACAAUGAUGUGAUAAGCUUGUGAAGGUUCAUGACAAAUAACAGAACGAACUUCACCCAGGAAAUCAGCAUGGAGAGGAUGUAAUACUUGCCAGAACCUGUUUCCAAAUGCAAGACUUGACCUCAUGUUAGCCAAUGUUAACGCAGUGGUUUGCGACUGGGGGCAAAAACUGGCCAAAGCUGUCUUGAGUUCAUUGUGGUUCUGAUGGUGAUAUGUUGCUCCCAAGGAACCUGAGAUAGAGAAUAAGAUAGAGAUGAUAACUGGCUGAGGCAAUUCCAGGUUGGUUUGCAAGGUGUUUACAGCAGCCAUUGUGAGACUAGUAGAUGAAAUACACCCACCCACCCACACCUACCUUCACCACCAUAGUCUACAAAAAGGAUCACAUUCUACAUCCCUCAGGUCAUAGCAGCAGCUGCUGCUACUUCCCAAUUCCUUUUAAAGGUGGGUUAAGUUGCAAGCUGGACAUGUGCUGAAGGAUGAGGAAGUACCAGGAGACCCUAGGGAUUGAACCCGUGACCUUCUGCAUGCAAAGCAGAUGAUCCGACCAUUGAGCCUGUACUAUAAAGUGGCUCUUCCCACCAAGCUGAAGGACCCGCAGCAACAGCUGUUAGAAGGCCAGACCAACACUAAGUUUCUCUAAUUAAAACCAACCCUUUGAUUGUGGCUAAGUUGCAUCAGUUCAUAGUCAAAGGAUGGAAGUGGUUUAUCAUUGGGUGUGCAGUAUCUAGGCACAGUAGAUACCCAUCAGUAUCUGUGGAGGUGGGGGGAGCCCCCACCCAUGUGCUUAAACACAUCUUGCUGGAGUCUGCAGAGUUCUGAAGUGCACAGUUGUUGGCCUUUCUUCAUGCCCACUUCAAUAUAAGAUGAUCCAAAUUCUUGGGAAACGUUGCAGGCAAAAAAGGACAUGCCCUCUCCUUGCAGCGAGAACUCGCUUGCAGUGCAAUAUGGCCUUGUUGUCAUUGUGCUGUGCAGUAUAGUUUAGGGUUAAAGAUGCACUCCAGUUGCGUAAAGGUUGACUGUGACGGUACUACAUGUUACUGAGGAAAUGUAGGCUGGUGCUAGCCAUGCAUGCUCGUAAUGUCUGGUUGGACACAAUGAGAUGAGACUAGUCCAUAACUAGUCACUAGAUUCUAGUGUGAAAUAUCCUAUUGGAGUGUGUUUGGUGUGCACAAUGUAGAGAUAAUUGGGCAAAACGGCUUCUUCCCUGUUUUAGUAUCCCUCCUUCAAAUUUUAAAUACCUCCCUUUUUAAAAAGCUGUAGUGUAAUACGCAAGGUGAUUAGAAACCCUUUUAUAAAAGCUGAAGCAGGAUUAAUCAUUAAACUAGCUUUUUUUUUAAGUGUUUUUUUUUUAAAAAAGAAAAGCAAUUGCACAGCACAGUGUCACCUUGACAGCAUCCUAUUCAGUGUAGGAUGGAGAAUAUGCAGAUCUGGUUACAAAACUGCGUGCUUCAUACUUGUGGGAUAAGUUCCAUAAUUACCAGUACUACUACUUCUUUUUUUAAAAGGCAGAAUAAUAUAAAUCGGUGUUGGAAUGUGAUAGGGAGUAUGUUUUCUUCCAUCAUGCUCUAGUUCAUAAGCCUAUUUCUAUUAUGCGAAGGUGGCUCUUCAGUUCUCAUUUUACUGAGUUAGGUUUGCAGUGGUAAUACAGUGGGUAAGAGCCUUUGCUUCAAGCCAGGAAAUUCUAAAUAGAAAUUUGCUGCCACUGUGAACCACUGCAGUGGUUAGAGUGGCAGCCUGGGACAUGAGAGACCAGGAUUCAAAUCCCCACUUGGCCAUGAAGCUCACUGAGUGACCAUGGGCCAGCCACUGCCUCUUAGCCUAACCUACCUCACAGGGUUGUUGUGGGGAUUAGAUGAGGAGGGGGAGGAUAGUGCCUUGAGCUGCCAAGUAUACUGCCUUGAGCUCUUUGGAGAAAAAAGUGGGAUACAAAUGAAAUAAGUAACUAGCUAGCAAGGGGAGGUUUGGGAGAGUUGCCAUGGGAUCAAAAGUAAAUGUUAAGUAAUAAAAGUCACGUUCCACCUUAUUCCAAGAGCUUAAGAUGGCAUAAAUGGUUAAGUCUCUCUCUCCCCCCCCCCCAUUUAUUGUAAUAACCCUUAAGGUGGGUUUGCCUGAGGCAGCGUAACUGACUCAAUGUCACUGGGUAGGCUUCAGGGCUGAGUGGGGAUAUGAAUUUGGGUUUCUAUAGUGAGAUACUGAUUCCCCAGUCUGCAGAAGAAUUGUGUAAGGUCCCAAGAUGGUAAUCCAUAUUCAGUAAACAGCACCACCCCCAGCAGCCCCUCUCCACAAAAAUUCCCAGUUUGCAGGUUAUAAUUCUGCAGUGAGGAACCUCUGGGUGCAGCAAUAGGAGGGAGAAGAGGAGACACAUUUUUUGAGUUAAAGGAUGGUGUCUCCCCUUCCAAAGUUUCCUGCUGCUGUCUACCUCCAGCUCUUCUCCCUUUGAUGGAGGUGGUGAAACAUGAGCUACCACUAGUGUGGAAUUUCUGAGAAGAAUCUGUGAAUAAUGUGUUUUGUGUUGCUGUGUGUGUGAUUGUGUUUUCCCGCCCCCCCAAGAGCCAGGAUGCAAUUCUGCAAUUACAUAGUUUUUAGGGUGUGCAUGGGACCAGGGUCAAAUGAAGUUGAGUGGAUCCUCAAGCUGAUAUUGUUCAGGAAUUCAGUUUAAAAUGCUAUAGCGUCAUUGCUCCUCUCUUAUCCUAAAUGAGGGCCAGUUCUCACACAGCAGUGUUCGUGAUGCAAUAAGUUGCUUUAUUCGAAAAAGGCUCUUGCAGAUCAGAUAAGCCCAUCAGUGCGAGCACUGUAGCAACAUCUGAAAGGAGGUGCCUGUAUCCCAUCAAUCCUAUUUGGGACUAUAAUCCAAUGUGUCCUUUUCUGGGUUAGGCUAUUUUGCAACCUUUCUCUCUCUCUCUCAAUUGACGUGUUAAUCAGCUUUGACUCUGAUAUGACAUCUUGAAUCUUCAGAUUGAUGAUGACAACAUUUGCCAUUGUUUCUGUGUUCCUAGUUGAGUUUCCACCUCCCCCCCUUUUUUUUAAAGUAAUGCUUUACCUCGCUCCCUGAUUACUUGGUUUCUUCAGUAGCUAAUUGUGAGGAGUUUGUCAAAGGCCCAUUGAAAGCCUGAAUAAAUUACUCCAGCUGGUUCUCCUUUAUCUUCUACUUCAACUGGCAUUUUAGCAGCCUGAGAUACUGUUUAUCCUUUGUGCAAGUCUCACAAUGGGAACCUUAAGGGGAUUUUUCAUCUGUGCAUGUUCACACAGAAGUGAGUCCCUCUGAAUUCAGUGCGUUUUACUCCCAAAUGAGCAUCCAUAGGGUUGCAGCAGGACAAAUUUAAUGUGUGACUUUUUCCUCUCUCCUUUGAGAGUGUUAUGGCCUUAAUCCAGGUGGGAAUGGGCGAGGGCCAAAACACCCCUUUCUCUUCCAAAUUCUGCCAUGCACUGAUCACGAACAAGUAGGACAGCUUUGCUGAAGGCCUUGUUCAAUUAACCCGCUGUUGAGGAUUCAAAGAUGGCGAGGAAGAAGGAAGAGUUGGGGCAGGUAAAACCUCGUUGAUCCUCGUGGGAAGAAGCAGAAAAGUUUAAAUAAUGUCGUCUAAGGCUGUGUACUCACUAUACCUUUUGAGUAUAUUCGAAGCACGUUCUUUCCCUCAAAGAAUUAUGGGCUCCGUACUUUGCCUCUGACAGAGUUACUGUUCCCAGCAACCCAUUAGAAACUACAGUACCCAUAAUCCUUUGAGGGAACAAAGGUGCUUCAGAUGUGCUUUGAAAGGAUAGUGUGCAUGCAGCCAUAGCGGAGUGACUGUCUGCUGCCUUUUCCAUGGAUGCUGAGCCUUUCAUGGAAUGUGCCCUUCCAUUGUUAUCUCUGACAGUUCCAGAUAGAUGGGUUAGAAUCCUUUUCUUUUUUAAAAAAACCCAUCUUAAAGAGCUUCCAGAAAGGUAAGCAUGUUUAGAACACCAGAGAGCCUCAUGACAGAUUAAUACUACUGUUUACUAUAGCCUGAGAUGCAAAAGGGUUGAACACACUCAAAGAGAGAGAGAGCGUGCAAAGAGCUGGUGAGGCUAAGGCUGCUUCCCACCCCCUUGCUCAUCCGUGAGCUGCAGUUUUAUUAUUAUUUUUAAAUGAUAUUUAUUACUUUUUCAAAAUUUCCAACACAGCAACAAACACAAGGAAAAGGAAAAAAGAAAGAAAAAACAAUACAAAUAUCAAAUCAAGCAAAGACAAACAAAAACAAUUUAAAAACACCUCAAACAUUUUCAAUAUCUUAUAUUUCAUUCACUUAUUUCCAGCGACUUCCUCACACCUCCCUUUUUGUAUUCUACUUCUAUUAUUUGUUUCAGCAAUUCCUUUCCAUCUUACUCUGUUUUCUGUUCUAUAAUUAUCUUAACACAUUCUUGCCAUACUUUUUCUUUAAUUUUCUAUUAAUCUAUUUAUAAUUAAUUCCUUAUGACAUUUCAACUAAAGCCAUGUAAUUUCAUUCCAACAUUUUUCUAACAAUCCUUAAAUUUACAGUAUUUCUAUAAAUAGUCUUUAAACUUUUUCCAAUCUUCUUCCACCGGCUCUUCACCCUGGUCUCGGAUCUUGCCAGUCAUUUCCGCUAAUUCCCUAUAGUCCAUCUACUUCGUCUGCCAUUAUCCAACACUUUGGUGUUUUCAAGAAGCAACCAUUCUCUCAACCAGCAAAAGGCAGAUGAUUCACAAAGAAGUUUAAAGGUCUGGCAGGGCAGGUCCACCUCCUUCUUUAGCAUCCAUCAAUAUCUUAAGCUUAACUCAAGGCUUCCUGCCCUGCCAAACAACUCUAGGACCAUCCCUCUGCCACCUCCUGAGACCCUCCAUCCCAUCCAGAGCUUGCAAUGUUUGAAACCACAACAGCAUCCCCAGCAACACAGCAGCCCCCAUCCCCACCACAACAACUCGGCCCAACAGUAACAUCUUCUGAUUUGACCAUAUUUCCAAAUUCCCCUUCUCUUCAAUCCAACAUCCUUCGCAAUUGUCCUUAAGCAGAUUCACACUUUUGGGGGUCAUACUAACCCCCAAAUUCCUCUCUUUCUCAACCAAUGUUAGUCCUGUCGCCUCCUGAAGCUCUGUCAGGCUUUCCUUCUCCAACUCAAACAGGGCUCUGGUCCCCAAAUUUAUCCGCUCUUCUCUAAGUUCAAUCAUAACGAAUGUCAGCUUAUGUUCAUCAAGUUGUCUUUGUAUGGGUGGGGCUCUCCCCUCCAGUUGUAUCACCUUAAGUUCAUCAGCAAGGGUUUUUUCCCCUGACUUCAUCUGCAGUUUGCCGUAUCAGAGUAGAUUCCUGUAUCAGUUUCUGGGUGGUUUCUGAAUUAGUAUUCACCUUUUGUCCCAACUUAUUUAAACUUUCUACAAUUAAAUCAGUCUCAAUAUUUGCAACAUCCAGUUUCGCAUUCCUCGCAUCUGUUUUCUUGUGGAGUUGUUCCAGCGAAUCAUUUAUUUUCAAUAAUGCAGCCGCUAAGGCCUCCUCUGUCAACAUCCCGUCUGCUUUUUCCCUUCCGUUUGCCAUAACACUUUAGAAAUUCAAGGUCAAUUCCAAAGUCUCACACUUUUCUUAUCUUGCAGCUGGAAGUUCCCCCAGCCCAGCUCCUGUAAAGUAACCAAUUUCAAAAGUUUCCACUAGGGGGAAACAAGUUGUAAUUGUAUCGGUCAAUAUGUCCUCUUUUAAACACAGUUUCAAUAAUCCGAAGUUAAUUUCAAUUCUCAGUUACUUUCCUCCUUUUUAAAAAACAGCCGGGAACAGUAGAAACAAUGUAUUUCUCUUAUUUAGCUAGCUGUCAAUGAACGUUCUAAGCGCUGUCAAUGAACAUUCCCUCCAAAAAAUCAAUCUUACUAGCAGCCCGUUUCCAGGGUCUGAGCAGCGGUGUUUUAAGCCUCUCCGCUUUCUCCCGCAGGCAUAUUCAAUCCACACCUUCCCCCUCUCUUCUCCUGCCUCCAAGAGGGGGUUUAAUGUUCUUUAUCGUUGGAAAUUUGAUCUUUUACAAAAGACCUUCCAGGACUCCAGCUUGCAACUUCGUUGCCUCAGUCUAUUUACACAAAGGGAAGGCGGACUUCCUGUUUUGUACCUCCCCGUUACGAUGCCAAAUUAAACUUUUAGAGAUCCAAUUCUUCCGUUUCAACUCUACUCACAGGUAAUUACUUUAAAGUCAAAUUGUCCACAGGAAAAGGUCAGCGCUCUCCGGCAACAGCAAUGCGGCUUCGCUCCGUGGAAGAAGCAGACGAUUCGAUGCACCGCGCCGCUCACCCCACGUCGCUCCGGAGCCCCAAAAACCGGGGUUCCCCGCGAGUGGGGGAGGUGCAAAACAGGCUUCUCCCGCCUGUGAUUUUAACGGGUCUCCGCCUUCGCCGUGGCGGCCAGACCCAGAUUUCCACGGAGCAGAUUCCUCCCGGUCAGAGGAAUUCUGCCAUUGCCGGAGGCGCCUCCCCCGGAAGUCCCGUGAGCUGCAGUUUUAGAUCGUCUACUGAUUUGGAGCUUGCUUUUUCUUUCUUUCUUUCCAUUUCAAAGUAUUCCAAAACUGGAAGGAACCAACUGAUUAGAUAUUUCCUUUUCAGCUAGGUUGUGGUGGUCGGAGUACAGUAUAAUUUGUUACUUUCACAGUGCUUUUUUCAUUGAUGGGUAAUAUGGUGGAGAGAAUAAGGCAGGGCACACUGUAAUAAAGUGGCUUGACUCAUGGUCAGGAAUUGGAUUUUCUGGAGGAAAAACCUGAGCAAGUGGUGGUGGGUGGGCUUCAGGUUCAACUUUCUUGUUGCCUCUCAUGGCUCUGACUUGGAAACUAACAAGGACAGAAUCCCACAGGGGUUAAAUUUGGCCCAGAGGUUUCCACUUCCCAAUUCCUACUAUAAUGCAGUCAAGACACCAAAGAUACCUGCUUCCAGCAUUUUUCACAUACUAACUAUGCCACAGUUAUUUCAACAAUGUCUAGACACUUAAAACCAUCAACAUGCCUUUUAACCAGGAGAAGAUUUGGUGAACUUCAGCAGUUGAUUCCCCCCCACCUUGGUUUGCAUAAAUUUCUGAGUACGCCAGGGAAGAAAAGAGUAAUGGAGUACCUAGCACAUUUUGCACGAAUUCCAAAGAAACGUCUGAACCACAAUGUCAUGUUUUCAGAACCAUUCAUUGAGUUUCUCCAUUACUGCAGACUCAAAUCAUUGAAAGAAUUGCUAGGAAAUUGGUGGGGGUUAUAAUAACCGUGGUUUUGUGUCUGUUAAAUGUGGCGUAUGGAAGCCUUAUGGCAUGGAGUCAUUCAUUAUAUGUUGGCUUAUUUUGACAUCCUGGAAAAUUAGAUCUGAUUUUUUGCCUUUUUAGAAUAAACCUGAAAGCAUGAACUGUCUUAUAAACUUGUUUUUCUUACAGAGGUAAAACGUUUUACAGUGGUACCUCAGGUUAAGAACUUAAUUCGUUCUGGAGGUCCAUUCUUAACCUGAAACUGUUCAUAACCUGAGGUACCACUUUAGCUAAUGGGGCCUCCCGCUGCCACUGUGCCACUGCCGCACGAUUUCUGUUCUCAUCCUGAAGCAAAGUUCUUAACCCGAGGUACUGUUUCUGGGUUAGCGGAAUCUGUAACCUGAAGUGUCUGUAACUUGAAGCAUCUGUAACCCGAGGUACCACUGUAGUAGCAACUCACUAAAAUCAGUGGAAGUAUUGUUGCAGAUUAAAUGCACUGCAGGUUGUAACCAUGCAGUCCCAAACUUUGCAUACUUAUUUGAGUUCAGUUAUGUUUAAUCUCAAGUAAGAGUGUCUAACAUUGUAGCCGUUUCCCUUCCAGUUUUGAUUAUGGAGAAUGCAUUGUGUACAAGGUCAACUUCUUCUAAAGGAGAUGUAUAACUGCAAUGUUUAAGUGUUCCUUAGAAAAAAACAGAACAAUUAGUUAUGGAGGAUGAAGGCAACAGGAAAUAUGGAAAGUGUGUUUAUUCUUUUAAUACACACUCACCCACCCACACCCACACAGUUCUUUGUUACUCACCUUGGUUUAUUUCUAAACAAGGAGAAAUGGAAACAAAAAUAUCAAUUACAAAAAAAAUACAGUAAAACAACCAAAGCAAAACAGUGGUCUUGUUUGCCCAUCAUGAUAAAUCAUAGUUAAUGAUUUUCUAUGAAUGUGGAGAUAGUUUCUACUUUGUUUCUCCCCUAGCAUAAGGGGGAAACCCCAUGAUCCCCAGCUUAAUGUUAUGUCCACGCCCUGGGAUCAUGGGUUGUUUCACUCCAAACAAACCACAGUUGGUAAGCCAAUAGCGAAACGUGGCUUAACAAUGUGGUUUGUUUGGAGUGAAACAAAUCACACUGCCAUCAUAAUGGUGGAAACAGAUGGGAAAUAACAACAGUCACCCAGCAUCACAGAACGGCAACAGAUGUCUCAUAACAAUCACAGCUAGUUCCUAAAAGCAUAGGCCCCAAAUAUCUGAAAUAUAGCCUCCUUCCCUACAGACCCUCUUGGGUGUUAAAAUCAACCGAAGGGGAAUCGAUUUAGUAGUUCUACCCUAGGAUAUUUGUGUGCACGUGUGCGCGCGUGUCCCUGAAUAAUCCUGGCCCCAUAGGGCACACCAUGUUUUUUUUCUUCAGAGGGGUAGCCAUGUUAAUCUCUUGCAACAAAAAUAACCAAAGUGCCUUGUGGCACCUGAAGGACUGGCAAGCUUAUUGCAUGUGCUGUAGGGCGGACUUCGUUUUUAUUUGCCUUGAAUCUUCCAACAUUCCAUUUCAUUGGACGUCCUUGAGUUCUAGUGUUACAAGAGAGGGAGAAAAAACUCCUCUGUUCACUGCAUAAUUUUAUAAACUUCUAUCAUGUCACUUCAUACUCUCCUUUUCUUUAAAUAAAAAGUCCCAAAUGCUGCAACUAUUUUUCAUAGUGCUACACAGUUUUCAAACCAUCUCCAGCCUGUCUCCCAGCUUUGGAGGUGGAUUAAUGGCAGGGGUUGCCAUGAAGGAGCUGGGAUAAUGGUUGCUCUCAGCAGCUUCAAAGUUGGGGCGAAGGCUAGUUUGCUCAUCAUCCUUACCAGAGGUCAGCAUCAUAAUGAAGUAUAAUUUAUACUUAGGAAGACUAAGAAAACAUCAAAAUGCAUGUGCAGUGAAAUGUGCAUCGUUUAAUUUAUUUCCCCCAACAAUUAGGUUCUUUAAAAUUAAAGCUCCAAAGAGUCUAAAGCAUUAAAAAUUAAGAAGAAGAAGAAGAGAAUGAUCUUGAAGAACUAGAAAACAUUCAGAGUUCUACCCCAAAACGAACUUAAUUCAGGUUCAGUUCAGCCAGCCGAUAUGCCUAGGAACCACUUACAGGAGUUGUUUGAACUAAUUUGGUGAACUUUGUUAAACUGAACUAGUUCAUUCCAAGUACUGUAUCCGCACAGUAACCCUGUGAGGCUGGUUAGGAGGAGAGUGACUGGCCCAAGGUCAUGGCUGAGUGGGGAUUUGAACCCUGGUCUCUCAGGUCCUAGUCCAGCACUCUAACCACUACACCACACUGGCUGGUUGGUAGAAAGAAAAGCUUCUUUUCCCUCUAGUGCCAGUUUUUCAAGCUUUUGGGAGUAAUGGAAGGAAGAGAAAACAAAAGACAAUAUCAAAUUCCAGGCAGGUCAACUUUAUGCUAACCUUGCCUUCAUUUGCCACAGAUUGUGCCUAUAAACCAAAUUUAAACAAAGUCCAAAGGUGGUUGAAGCUAAACAGCUUUAUCUAACUAGCACCAAGCAUUUCUUUUUAAACAUAGGAUUAAGCCUAUCUUGGCUGCCAUCCAUGUAGGUUAGGCAAACGUAUUUUAUAAGACGAUUCUGCUGUUUGGCAACAAAAGAUAAAAGCUUUUGCCAAGGUUACAGAAAAGAUAAAAGAUUUGCCAAGACCUAUCUCGGCAAGAGGAGAAAACGGAAACUACAUUGCUUUUUAUUUAUUUAGCUGUUAACUACAUUUCUUAACCGCUCACUUGGUAAUGCACUCAGGGUGUUGUAUGAUCCAAAAUAAUGAGUUUAACAGUCCUGUUGACAUGAUACAAAAGGGAAAAGAAAUGAGGAAGGCAGAGGAAAACUGACAAAUGCAGGUACCAACCCUGACAAUUUAAAAAUCAAAAUGAAAUCUGACAGGGUUGGGCAUAAUAUUAGCCAUGCUUGGGCUGGCAUCUGUUCUGCAUGCAGAAGGCCCCAGGGAUAAUCCCCAGGAUCUCCAUGUAGCAUUGGGAAAGAUUCCCUGCCCAACAUCAUGAAGAGCUGCUGCCAGUCAGUGUUUAUAAUACUGAUGUAGAUGGACCAAGGAUCUGACUCAGUACAGGGCAAGUUCAGAAGUUUCUUUGCAGUGUGCAACCUUUUCAUUGAUUUUAUUGGGCCUGUUCUGAGUAUGACUUAAUUGGAUGUCACCCUUACACUUCUAUUUUGCAAAGAAGGCUUAAUUUGUGUGCUAUUGGCGGUCAUGUCUACCUUUUGAUCAAUUUGAUUUCUUCCAGCACCAUGUUCUGAGAGUCCAGGUGGGAUGGCCACAAAUCUCCUAUUUAGUGGCAAACUCUUGUGUUGCUUCUUAAACAUUUUCAUAUCUGCACACGAUAUAAACAGCAAUAAAAACCCUAAUCUCUUAUGUGCAAACACAUAGCUUUCCCUAAGAGCAAACAGGAAAUAAAUGACAUGUCCGUACUGAGGCAGAGCCCGUUUCUCCCAAUUGGCUUCACAUGCAGAGUGAAGGCACAGAACAGGUGUGGGGAACCUUGUGGCCCUCCACAGGUUCCCAAACUACAACUCCCAUCAGCCAUGCUCGCUAAGGCUGAUGGGAGUUGUAGUUCAGGGACAUCUGGAGGGCCACAGAUUCCCCACAUCUGGCAUAGACCAUAAGAGGAGCCUGCUGGAUCAGUACAAAGGCCCAUCUAGUCCAGCAUCCUGUUCUCGCAGUGGCCAACCAGAUGCCUGCAGGAAAAAUGCAAGCAGGAUACCAGAGCAAGAGCACUUUUGCCUCCUAUGGUUUCCAACUAAGACACAAUUCUUGAUGCUUUGCUGUGGAGCGUGUGUUCCAGUUCAGGUCUGAGUGAGACCACCCCUGCCUCCCUUUCGGCUAAGAACCUGCUGUCUGGGACUGUGCUGGGUGGUUAAGCCCCUUUCCCAAAGACUCGGCUGGCGUCCGGCUGGUAGUCAGCAGCUGUUUCUGAUACGUUGCUUUCAAACUAUUAUGUGUUUGCUUUGAACGGCAUGGAUUGUUCAUUGAGUUGUUUGGCUUUGCCUUACUUAUAUGCUGUUGUAUGUUUCGAUGUGGUUAUAUUGAUUUAAAGGCUAUUUGCUAAUUUUUGAUGCUUUUGUGAUCAGUGUGAGUCGCUUUGAGGUCAGUGUUGUUGUAAAAGCAUCACACGCAGGGUCAGGCCGCACAUUAGCCUCAGUGAGGCAGUUGCCUAAAGCGGCAGGCUGGGCACAGCUAGGAGGGGUACCAGAUCGAGGGCCCUGAGGAGCGUGCCUGCCACUGCUUGCUCCUCUCUGGCCACCUUUUUUCUCUUUCACCACCUUCAGCAUAGGAGCAAAGGAGGAGGAGUUGAAGGGCAAAAGUGCACCAUUUUGUUUUGCCUCGAGUGGCAAAUGUCUUGGGCCGGCCAUGGCCAUAUGCAUAGCAAAUCAGAUUUAGAUAUGCCAAAUCACAAAACCACCCCCUUUGAUCCUCUUUCAUCAUGUCAGAAUGACCCCACCCCAUGGAGUCUUUCCUUCACUGCCUGGGUCUGGAUUAGGCCGUCAUGGCUGACACAGAGAUGUCAGGACCCAAGGCCUACAAAAGAUACCUUACGCAGGCCCUGAGAGAACAUGUUAUCUCUGGUACGUGCUAGUUUGCAUCUUAACAAUGGCAGUUGAAUUGUGUUGACAACAUGCAUUGUAUCAUGCAUGGAGAUCUCUGGAUGGCGGGGGUGGAAUAAUUAUCUUCCAUGCCUUGUGAUAGAUGGUGACAAAAGGUGGUUUUGCUUCUUCGCUCACUUAAGAAGGACCGCUCAGAUCUAUUUUUGGUAUGCAAUAUCUGGCUGAUCUUUUGAGAUUUAAUUUAUAGGAACGUGUAAGUUGCUGUCUCAUACUGAGUCAGGUAAAGGUAAAGGGACCCCUGACUAUUAAGUCCAGUCACGAACGAUUCUUGGGUUGCAGCACUCAUCUCGCUUUACUGGCUGAGGGAGCCAGCGUUUGUCCGCAUACAGCUUCCGGGUCAUGUGGCCAGCAUGACUAAGCCGCUUCUGGCGAACCAGAGCAGCGUACGGAAACGCCGUUUACCUUCCUGCCACAGCGGUACCUAUUUAUCUACUUGCACUUUGAUGUGCUUUCGAGCUGCUAGGUUGUCAGGAGCUGGGACUGAACAAUGGGAGCUUACCCCGUCGCAGAUGUUCGAACCGCCGACCUUCUGAUCGGCAAGCCCUAGGCUCUGUGGUUUAGACCACAGCACCACCCAUGUCAGACCACUAGUCUAUCUAGCUUAGUAUUGUCUACACUGACCGGUAGUGGCUCCUCAAGCUUUUAGAUGAGAAUCUUUCCUAGCACUGCCAUCUUAACCAGUGACCUAUGAUUUCUAUUUGCUCGCCUUACCCGAAUUGCAAACCAGGAUCCAAUUCUGGCCAGGGUCAUGGCAAAACGAAAUGCAAACCCCUGUGACUUCUUGUUAUCUCUCCCCCCUCCCUUUAAAAGCAACUUGAGUGUGUACAUAAGCAGUCCAAUAUGCACUGCCUGGACUGUAAUGAUCAAACCUUUAAAGCCUGGGUGUUCAAUUGCUAACCCCCCCCCCCCGCCAUUCAUUCUUUCUAAGCAUGACAACAGAUAUUCAAUAGUAAGUCUAGCUAGGAAUGUGGUUGUACUUGUUUCUGUGCAAUGAGUUAAAGGAAUUUGAGUUGUUGCAUGUUGCAGAUGCAGGGCUCUUCUGCCCUUCCUCAGGAGGAACAGCUCCAAAUUACCGUAUUUUUCGCUCCAUAGGGCGCACCAGACCAUAGGGCGCACCUAGUUUUUAGGGGGGGGGAAUCAAGAAAAAAAAUCUUACCCCCCCCAGCCCCAAAGAGCAGCAUACAGGCUGCGCGCAACCUCUCCCUUCCGGAGUGGUUGCACGCGGCUAUGGCACAAGCCAAGACAGCACUGUAUUGGCUUCCUCUUUAGCUGUGCACAACCUCUCCAGCCAGGAGAGGCUGCGCGGGGCUAAAGAAGCCAUAGCCCCAUGCAGCCUCUCCCUGCCGGAGGGGUUGCGCACGGCUAUGGCACAAGCCAAGGCAGCCAGCGGGAUGGAUCCCGCUCGCUGUUUUGCCUUCCUCUUUAGCCCCGCGCAGCCUCUCCCUGCCGGAGGGGCUGCGCGCGGCUAUGCCUGAAGCCUGGAGAGCGAGAGGGGUCAUUGCACAGCUAUCACUCUCGCUCUCCAGGCUUCAGUGAAAGCAAAGCGUAGCCUCUGGUGUGUGGAGGGAGCUUUCCCUUUGCGCUUCAGAGGCUUUGCGUUGCUAUCGCUGAAGCCAAGGAGCCUGCAUUCGCUCCAUAGGACGCACACACAUUUCCCCUCAAUUUUUGGAGGGGGAAAAGUGCGUCCUACAGAGCGAAAAAUACGGUAGUUUUAAGGGAAGUAGGAUGGGUAAUGAUUUUCACCAUGUUAAUUUUACCUGCUUCUCUGGAAUGGGCUAGAGCAGAGGUAGGCAACCUAAGGCCCGGGGGCCAGAUGCGGCCCAAUCGCCUUCUCAAUCCGGCCUGCAGACGGUCUGGGAAUCAGCGUGUUUUUACAUGAGUAGAAUUUGCUCUUUUUAUUUAAAAUGCAUCUCUGGGCUAUUUGUGGGGCCUGUCUGCUGUUUCUACAUGAGUAGAAUGUGUUCAUUUUCUUUUCUUCCAAAAUAUAGUCCGGCCCACCACAUGGUCUGAGGGACAGUGGACCGGCCCAUGGCUGAAAAAAGGUUGCUGACCCCUGGGUUAGAGAGACCCUCAUAGUCAGAAGAACCACUUGAUUGCAGAAGAGGACUCCUUCAGGAGUAGGGCCCUCUUCUGUCAAAACUUUUAACAGAAUACAGGUGGGCCUAUGUUAGGGGGAGGGCAGACAGCUGUUGCUUAUGAGCUACGAGAGCUGCUGGAAUAACAUCUUAUUAAUUUAUUUUUAAAAAUUCUAGUUCAUAAAGAAAUAUCAAAAUGGUUCACAACAACUGUGCAUAAAACUGUACAAUUAAAAAAAAACAUAUAAAGAGUUGAAACUAGAAAUCAUGAUAACCAAAGAUGUAUUAUUGAUUGCCUGCAUCAGCCUGGCGAAACAGAAAGGUUUUCAGCAGGUGUUUAAAAAGUUGGCACUGAAGACGCCCGUUGCUUCUCUAUUUGCCCAUCGUUACAGGGCUGAGCCAGUGACAGUAAAGGCUUGGUUUCUUGUUGUCAAAUGAGCCUCGGUAAGGACCAAAGAUGUUCCUGCAGAUGAUCUCAGUGAUUGAGCUGGGAUGUGAGGUUUCAGGAGGUCCCUGCGGUACCCUGGAUGUAAGUUGUUCAGGGCUUUGUAAAUUAAUACAAGGAGCUUGAACCUGGCUGCCACCUAUUACGUUUUGUACCUGAUCUUGGUUGUCCGCUGACCUGAACCUCAGACUGCCCCUUGCUUGAGCCUUUGUUGGGACCUCUGCUUGCGUGGAAUUGAACCUUGAACUGCCUUUGGAUGUUGCUGCUGUCUGUGUCCACAAUAUCUUUCAUUAAGUGAAAGAUCUGCUGCAACCUGGGACACAUCUAGGUCAAGACAGGGCAUUUCUUAUACUCUGCAGACAAACUGUAGCUUGGAAACUUGCCUUAAUGUUAAGUUUGGAUCUCCUGGGUGCAACCCGGCCAUUGUGCCCCCAUCUCCAUGGAAGCAGACAAAUUGCCCUCUGCAAUAUUCAUUUCAGCCCAAGAGUAUAUUAUUUUCUUGCAACAGGAAGCAGCCCUGAGCAACUUCCUUGUAAUGGUUCCUCUUUUCUUAACAUGUGCCUCUCUUAAUUCAGACCAAGCAGUUUGGUAGCUAUGGUUCUUUGGAGAAAAUUAUGUCUAGAUGCCCGUGGGCUCUUGGGUGUUUCCUCUUUCGAUGUGUGCUGAAUGGAAAGUUUGUACUUAAUUUCCUACCUUAUCACUGAAUCAACAUCCAUUUGUAACAGCUGGCACGGCUUCUGCCAAUACGUCACAGUUAACGGAGGGGACAAGAAGAAAAGAAAUAACCUCCUUUCCGCAUUUGCUUAAGCGACCUAAUUGCUCUUUAGAAAAGCAAUGAAUUAGUGUUGCAAUUCACAAGGAGGUGUGGUGCGAGAGAGCAGAUCUCUACAUAGAUCUAGUAGUGGCUUCUGUUUUGAAAGGAAGCACUUUGAAUUGUACACUUCCUCUUGUCACUUGGAUGCAACCUCUCCUGCACUUUCUGCUAAGCAACAUUUGUCUGUGUUUGCAAUUGCAGAAAGGAAGGAAAUGCUGCUAUAUUUUUAAUAUACAAAAUGAACUUUGACAGAAUGCUGGUUACUCCAUAUUCUCUCCCCUCUCCUUGUGUCAAGUAUUAUUUCUUUGGAUAGUUGUAUGCCAACUUUCAGAGCUAUACAAACCCACCCACCCCAGUUCGUAUCAUGAAUUUUGCUUCAGUUCUAGAUUUGUCAGAUGUUAAAAAGGGUCUUGCAGCACUACGUGUGUGUGUUUGUGUGUUUCGAGUGACAUUGUGUUGUCACAUUGGGCCACAUCGGUUCCUUCCUUCCACCAGAGGAAGAAGUCUUCUGUUGGAGGACGGGAACUUUUAGACUAAUACACUGCUUUGUCUGGGGUGCAAGCUUGGGCAGGACGUAUGGAGGUCCUGGGCUGCCCAGACAACAACACCCCCCUCUCUGCCUCACUGAUGUGGUCCAAAGCAGAGCAAUACAUUUGGCACCAGCUUGGCUGCAGAAGUUUCCUGAAGGAGGGGUACAACAAGCCACCCAACUCUCUCAGGGACUCUGGAUUUGUGUAGGGUUUACUCUUUUGCCUUUUCUUCUUCUGAAGAUGUCUUGCAAGGCAGCAGGUAUGGAUUUUUCCUUGAGUUUUACUCCCCAAAUCUUUCUCAUGAAUAUGCAUAGCCGCAAGGCACCCAAGUUUUAGCACCAGAGUUUUCCUUCUCUUAGACGGGAUACCUUCCCAGGUUGAGGAGCCACAUCUGCCGCUCAUUUCCCUGUGCAGCACAUGCAAAAACUACAUAGAAUCAUAGAGUUGGAAGAGACCACAAGGGCCAUCGAGUCCAACCCCCUGCCAAGCAGGAAACACCAUCAGAGCACUCCUGACAUAUGGUUGUCAAGCCUCUGCUUAAAGACCUCCAAAGAAGGAGACUCCACCACACUCCUUGGCAGCAAAUUCCACUGUCGAACAGCUCUUACUGUCAGGAAGUUCUUCCUAAUGUUUAGGUGGAAUCUUCUUUCUUGUAGUUUGGAUCCAUUGCUCCGUGUCUGCUUCUCUGGCUACCUUCUUGUCCAUUGGACCCACUCUUGGUCCACCCCAUUGAAAUUGGUAGACCUCAGUGAAAAAUGUCUACACAUUUAGUGGGUUUUACUCUGAGUAGAAUUAACGCUGGAUACAGCCCCUUGUAAAUAAUUCCCAGUGGACCCAGCAAAAAAAUACCCACAGACCCACAGACACUGAAAUAGGUCUAUUAUCCUUCUCCCCUUCUUCCAACUUCUUCUGUGAUGCUGGCACAGCAACAAAGAGACGUGUGCCAGGUAGCCUGGGGGCAGGAUUGAGCUACUCAUGUGUAGUCAUGGAUGUAUGCCAAGUGCUAUUAUGUUCAGUUUGCCCUUGAAAUGCAACAAUUAAAAACAUUUUUUAAAGUGAAUAUGUGUAUAUAUAUAGAAAAAGGGAGAGAGAGUCCUAGUCCAAUUCUUUGGAUAGUUUCUCAAGCUCCUUAGUAACUAAUUUAUGUUGGCUAUCCUUUGGCAGGUUUAUAUUCAUUAAUCUGUUGAUAAAGCUUACCAUGAGGGCAUGACACUUGAGUAGGAAGCAAGAGGAACCUGAGACUGUGAAGGAGGGAAUGCUGGUUGAAAUAAGAGAAAUUCCCACUAGUUCUGGUUCAAAUCAUACAUAAGAACUUAAGAGGAGCUGGCUGGAUCAGGCCAAUGGCCCAUUUGCAGACUUCAGGAUUUGCUCUCAACAUCUACAGCUAAGCAUUUGCCACAGAACCCCCCUGCUUUACAUGUGUUCCUGGGUAUAUCUUCCACUGGCUAGACAUACACUUGUUUACUCAGAGCACUAGACAAGUUUAUUUAGGCUUCAGUAGGUAAACGGAAACCUUGUCAUAAAACACUCCCAACACUACUCCGCAGCUAGCUGCUCAUUGGAGGAGCAGGCAUUAGCUCUGUGGGUGGAGCACAUGUCUGGGAUGCAGAAGGCCCCAGCUUUAAUCCCUGGCAUCUCUAGGUAGUGAUGGGGAAGACUCUUGGCUCUGAAACCCAGGAGAGCUGCUUCCAAUCAGUGUAGGGAAUAUUAAGCUAGAUCAGAGUUUCCCAGACUUGGGUCGCCAGCUGUUUUUGAACUCCAAUUCCCAUAAUACCUGACCACUGGCCUUGCUAGUUGGGGAUGAUGGGAGUUGUAGUCCAAAAACAGCUGGAGACCCAAGUUUGGGAAAUUCUGAGCUAGAUCAAUAAAUAGCUGCCUUAUACAAGUAUACAAGGCCCAUCUUCCUAUUGUUAGGUGCUCAAAAAUAGCACUUUCUUGCUUUCUCCAUCCUUCCAGUUGCCGUCCUUCAACCUGCUUGUGUUACUUUUGGUUGUUUGUUUCUUUAGAUUGCGUCAUCCAUAAGGGGGCAUAUCUUCGUCUCAGCUGCCUCAGUUCAGAAAACACAAGGAGCUUUAUUUUCAGCUAUUUCCUGGCUUUUCUGAGCAAUUUGCCAUCAAUUUUCCUAAUGGAAGAGUUAAAUUAACUUUUAUCACAUUAUUGCUUAGACCACAGCAGCACAAAGCAAAGUUACAAAAUUUAAACCAGAUGGCAGCAAUUACAAGGAUUUACCUUAAAAAACAGAACAAUACUCGCUAUUUAAAAUUGAUAAUUAGCGAAACGGUUCAUUGGAUUAAAUAAAAUUAAAAGCAUAUAUUAAAGCAUUUUAAAACACAUUCUUGAAAUAACAGGCAUUACUUAUGCAGUGCAAAACAAUAUAAACUUGUAUCAAGGUGCAUUUCUCAGGUUUUCAAAUUUCCAGGGCAAUUUGCAGCAGUAGUACUGUAGCCACAUACUUUCCUCUGCAUAUAGCAGGUUUCCUGCAAAGGUUGCAACUGUUUGUUCCACAUACCGAUUAGUCGCUUUUAGCAAGAAACACAGCUUCCUUUUAGCACCCCAAAAUUUGAUUUCCAGCGAAAGAGUCAUGACUACAACUGGCUGGUUGGCUUGACCGAUAAGGAACUUUGAGCAAUUUUUCCCUUAAUCCCUUACUACCGAAGCACCAAACUCCUUUGUUGCAGUCAGAUAACAAGCAUAUAAAACUUAAUGCUCCUAAUGACAGGGAAGUUAAUAUCAAGGAAGCUUGGCAAUGCCUACUUUCCAAGGAAACCUUAUUCAGCUUCCAAGGGAUCCAGGCGAUUCCAGGAACACCUGUUUGAAAGCCACAUGUCGGUUAGAUUCAUUACAGUUUAAUUUUACGUAGACAACCAGAGGAGUGGGUAAAAAAAUCUUCAUUUUGUCAAAAGCUGUAUUAAAUGGGCAUAUGGAAAGGUGAAAGGUAAAUCAGGGUCCUAUUAUAAACUCCCAACCCCCACCACUUAUUCGGCCGAGUUUUAAUGUGAAAUCUCAUCUUAUGCAUAUUUACCUGGAGGUUAGUUCCAUUAUGUUUAAUGGAAUGUACUCUCAGGUAAUUCUGCACAGGAUUGCAGCAUUAAUAAAAAUGAAUGCAUUUUUGUGCCUGGCUGUUCCCAGUGUACAUAUACGCAUUAUCUAAUUUUGGCAGAAUGUGAGCACCAUCAGUUCUCUGUAAAUGGUUUUGGUGAGUAUGGAAAAAACCAACCUCUGGCUGUAGCAGCUAGUGGGUGUGGGCCUUUGUCAUGAGACUUGUCAACUGUUCUCCAGUCAGAAUGAAAUUGGCUGGGUAAACUGUUGCCACGGAAAUAGAUGCCUGUGGUUAUUGCUGUGUGCAGGAGGGGUUUGUGUGCUUUUUGAAGUCGGAAAGUUGCUUUGAAAGCAUGGGCCCUUUUUAUAUUGCUUCCCCACCCCUAACUCCCUUACAGUACUUGCAAUCAGCAAGGGGCAGAGCAUUAGCAAAUUGGCUUUUCCUGCAAAUGACACUUUGCUGUUACGGAACGCAGCUUCUAUCACAGUGCGUUGGUACCAUUUAUAGCUGCUACAUUUUUCAGCUGCACAACAUUUUGAUUCUGCAAAACACUUUGGAUGCUUAUCAUUUGAGGGGAGGGGAAUUAAAGCAAUCUGGUAAAAGAGAUUGCUGCUGUCCCCAUUUUACAGCUAGGGAAAGAAGGCUAAAGGCGACAGUGCCUUUCCCUAACACAUAGUGGGGCUGUGGCAGGGACUGUCAGGUGUGUUAUCAUUUAUGUUGCAUUUAUACCCCAUCCAAGGAGCUCAGAGUGGUGUACAUGGUUAUGCCCUGCCUUAUUUAAUCCCCUACUCCCUGGAAAAGACCCUGAUGUUGGGAAAGAUGGAGGGCACAAGGAGAAGGGGACGACAGAGGACGAGAUGGUUGGAUAAUGUUCUCGAAGCUACCAGCAUGAGUCUGACCAAACUGCGGGAGGCAGUGGAAGACAGGAGUGCCUGGUGUGCAGUGGUCCAUGGGGUCACGAAGAGUCAGUCAUGACUAAAUGACUAAACAACAACAAAAUUUAAUCCCCACAGCAACCCUGUGAGGUAGAGGUUGGCUGAGAGGCAGUUACUAGUCAGCAAGUGAGCUUCAUGGCUGAGUGGAGAUUUGAACUCUGGAAUCCCAGGUCCUAGUCCAACCACUCUUAACCACUACACUAAACUGGCUCAUUUGACCUGGGGCAACGCAGGCUCAAAUGACCACAGCCAUGACAUUCACUGGGUGAUGUGUCUCUUGGCCUGAACUCGUUGUGAGGGGUGGGGUGGGGGAGAGGAACUAUGUCCAUUGCCCUGAUGGAGUAAGGGUGGAAUAAACAAUGUCAUAAAUAUAAUAUGCUGGAUAGUGGAAUUUAACUUGCAGGGUGAUAGUACUUUCAGGGAGAAAUGUUUCUUGUGAGGGUGGAGUAAUGGGACAGAGGAGCACCCUGUCAGCAAGCAUCAAACUGCUUGCUGUUUCUGUUUUGCUUGAGUUCACAGAAACUUCCACAUCUCUUUCAGCUAUGUCUAAGAAGGGGAGGCUUUCUAAACUUCUGUUCCGUAAAAGGAGUCCUCAGAUCUCUUAUCCGUCAUCCAUAUUAAGGUAGAUCUGCUAUAAAUGCCCCCAGAUGCUAGUGUUUAAAGCAAAUAAGCCAGUGUUUGCUGAACAUUCAGCAAGCAUUGACCUGGUGUCAGCUAACAGAUAUAAUCUUAUAGGAAGAUGGCAAUCUUAAGUCAUUUUAGCACCCGGGGCAGAAUGUGCAAAAGGUUCCUCCUCACAAUAGCAUGCUGGUUAAAGUCAGGAACCUCAGAGGCAGUGUCGGGAGGGUGUUUAUGUGCUGUGGAAGCCUGGCCCCUUUCAGACACCCCCCCCCCCGAGUUAAAGUCCUCUUUCUCAUAGAUGGGCAAGGAAAAGCAUGUAAGCAAUACUCUUUUUUCAGGGGUUGCCAGCUAUUAUUAUUAUUAUUAUUAUUAUUAUUAUUAUUAUAGUUUAUUAAUUUAUAUGCUUCUUAACUGGCUUGACACCAGUUUGUGUAAUUUCCUUACAUUAUAUUUCUCUGUGUUGCAGAUUACUGGGGGGAAAUUACAUCCCUCAGGAUUGGCAGUCCCUAAUGUAGCCCCGUGCAGCUGCCUGACAUGUCACUUGCCUGUGUUGUUAAACAUCUUGAUUCAGAGGCUAAUUUUCAGGGGGCAACUUUUCUCCUUCAUCAUACAAUAAGCUUUUUGGUAUCCCUAUAUGCUUCCUGUAUUCUAGAAUAUGAGAGGUAAUGAAAGGCUACCUCACUUUUGAGGACACUGUUUGCAAAGAAGUAGAAUUUUAAAAUAGGUCACUGGAAACUUAAAAAGGAUAAUUGGGGUUAUUGAUUUAAACAGUUGUUAAGAUCAGUUGCAAGUUAGCUUUGGCUGGAGGGAAAAAAAUCUAUCCAUGGGGCAUAAUGAGGAACCUGGUGAUCAUGAACAAAUUGUGUCUCUUAAGCUUGGAAAGGCACAAAUUAUAUUUGACUCCCACACUGGUCCGAUAGCCUUCAGUGCACCCUGGAGCUAGCUUGCUUAUGAAAAUCGUUGUUAUGAAAGUAAUGUUCUUGCCUGGAACAAAUUGUGAAGUUACUAGGUUGAACAGUUUUCUGUUUGAGGUGCGAAGCUUACGUCCAACCACCUUGGCUGCGUGUAGAUCAAUAGAACCUUGAUAGUUUGGUUUUUGAUGGGGUACUCCCCGGGUCAUUGCAGGCCAACAAUGGCCAGUGAUCACAAGAAUCAUGAGAAGAGCCCUGCUGGAUCAGGCCAAAGGCCCAUCUAGUCUAGCAUCCUGUUCUCACAGUGGCCAAACAGAUGCCUGUGGGAAGCCUACAAGCAGGACAUGAAUGCAACAGUGCUCUAACUUCCUGCAUUUCCCAGCAACGGGUGCUCAGAAGCAUGCUGCUUUGGAGAUAGAAUGGUUCCUGGGCCAUUUGAACCUGGGGCAUGCUGCUGUGAGCCGCACUCUGCCACGACACUGAUGGAUACUGCCUACUCCUGCUUCCUCCAUGCUUGGGUGUCUUGACAGCAAUAAGCUGUAUGAGUCAGACCCUAUCAAAAAGCCAGGAUGAUGGCUGCUUAUGAAAUAUCUAACACAUUUAGUUGUGUGCUCUCUGAUUUUUUGUUUUGUUUUUUGUGUGGAAAUAUAUCUCUAAUUUGUAGUUAGGUUUUGUGAUUAUGAAUUCCUAAAGUUACCGGUUACCAAUAAAGUGGCAGAGAAUGUGAAAUGUUGCAUGGAGAAUCAUCAUCUAGGGUUAAUUUUUCUGUAGUAGUUACACAUCUUUUCCUCCCCCAUCCCACCUGGGAAUGCGGGUGGGGAUCCCCUAUCCAUUAAAACAAAACACAACCUUUUAUGGUGAUAUAAUGCUGAGGUUCAUGCACAAAACAAAUCCAUGGUUUUAAACCAUGGCUUGGUGUUAUUUGUGAAUCCUGACCAUCAGUUUAACUAUGGUUUGUUUACUGCUUACAAACCUUGGUUUUCUUUAGCUAUGGUUUUGCGUUACAUACAAACCCAGCACCCAUCUUCAACCAUGGCUUGCUUAGCCAUCCCACACCAGACAUUCACAGAGCUGAAAAGGUUCGAGGUAACCAGUAGUUGAAAAAUGAACUAGAAAUUUUGGAGAAACAAGCCAUGGUUUGUUUGUUUGUGGGGUAACCCAUGGCUUGUUUAACAAACCAUGGAUUUGCUUUAGAGUGAAGUUGACCAGUAUUUAAUUUCUGAGAUUUUCAGCUGAUUAAACAAAAAGGAUAUUUUAUACAAAUACGUACAUACAUUCUUCACAGUAAAUUUAAUGGCUAGCCAAAAAACUGAAGGAAGAUCAUGUAUUUGUGGACAUCCUUUAAUUUGACUGAUGUGUUUCCUUUUUAUCUCUUCUUAUGAGAAUUUUACCUUUGCCUAUAAACAAGUAGAACUGCUGCUUUGCCAGUCAUGUGAAAACCAACAGUGCAUUUGAAGAAUACAAAAAGGCAUAAAGUGUGAUGACCUGCUGUCUACUCCAUAGACUGCAAAGAUGAGCUGUUACCGGUAGCUUCUGCUUUUCCGAGAACGAUUAAACUUAGCAAAGUACAAUUCCUUUUCUUUGUUUUACUUUCAGUUAAAUUUGGAUUGGCUUUUCUCUGCUACUGUGUCUGCACCAACACUUCAUUUAUUGAUUUUUAGUCCUCAACAUCCCAUAGCAAUCUUUGCAUAUUUCCUGUAUGUGCCCAUUGUGUAAGUGAAAAUCUGUUUCUUCAUUCAGUGCUUCCUUAUUGGAUCAGGAGAGAUUCUGUGUUUUUUGUGGGUUUCAGGGCCUUGCAGUCAAAAGCCAGCUGUGCCUAAAGCAAUCACUGGGCACUUGCAAAGGGAAAAGUUCUUGUCCAAGACCCUGAUGAGGUUCCAUAGUUAAACUGUGGAACUCACUCCCACAAGAGGUAGUGAUGGCCACCAACUUGGAUGAAGGAUAAGGCUGACAGUGGCUUCUAGCCGCAAUAGCUGUGUUCAGCCUCCACUAUCGGAAGCAUUGUGCCUCUGAAUACCAGUUGCUGGGAAUCACAGUGGGGAAAGCAUUGUUGCUUGUGAGCUUCCCAUUGGGGCAUCUGCUUGGCCUCUGUAAGAAUAGAAUGCUGGACUAGAUGGGCUUCUGGCCUGAUGCUGCAGAGCUCAUUUUGUGUCCUUAUGUGCCUUGUGUUUUAAACUGAGUCAAAGUUUUUUUUCUGGUGUUGGAGAUACAGGUUCUGUGUGUGACAAACAGGUGAUUCCGCAAGGGGGCACUCUGCAAGGGUUAUGUAAGAGGGCCACAGAGGGUCAAAUUCAGCGUGAGUUAUGUAGAAGCUGGUUAUGUCGAUCGGGGAAAAUAUUUGGUGUGAUAAAUGGAUUCAAAUGUGGGCUGGAAAUCAAAUUAAAACUUGUGGAGUAUUGUAUUUUGUCUGACAAAUAUACGAGGCAUGUGGGGGCGAAUUGUCUUGAGAAGGCCAGUGGCAUACUGAAAUAUGACAGCUCCCUGUGGUGCAAGAAUAGUUGUAUAUUUAAUUGCAAGAAAAUCGAUUGAUUGGUUUUACUGAGGGUUUUGUCCCUUGGGUUAAGAAAAAGUACAACCCUGAGUCCAAGGUUUGUUCUUUCUUUCUGGUCAUGGCUUAUUAGGGAGAAGCUCAAAGCCACAGCCUUGGUUCAGGUGUUACACUAAGCCAAGCUUCCUGGCAGCCUGCUCCUUCUUUGCUUUAUUUAUUAUUUGUUUACUGCGUUUACAUCUCACGCCUUCUCCAGUAAGCUCAAGGUAGUGCAUGUGCUUCUUCCGUUUUCCAUCUUACCCUCACACAGCUGCCUUGUGAUGCAGCUUAGGCUGAGAGAUGAACAGCCCCAGGUUACCCAGUGGGCUUCAUGGCUGAGUGGGGACUUGAACCCUGGGCUCCCAGGUCCUAGUCCAGUGCUCCCAACCGCUACACCCACCUCACUGGUUCUCAUGGUAAGCUGCUAAUCAUGGUUUACUGUAAUGUGUGAACUCCACCUUUGAGACUUCCCUUGAGAAGCUCAGUUCAAUCCUGCUUGGCCACUGUCUCCCCGUGCACCCAACUGGCCAACUGUGAGGUGGGACCACCCACUUGUCAUUUGCCUGAUGGGAAGAAGAUAAAGAUCUCUCCCACCAGGGCCCAAAAAAGGUUCCCCACCCCUGUUUUCAAGUAUGAAAUCAGUCGGCUUAAUUAUCUGUCCUUGCCUAUUAUAGGACUGCUUAGUUGAGUGCCCAGGUGCACAAGUCAAGAGUGAAGGGGGUCGGAGAAGGCUUUUCCCAGAGACAGAGGCAAAGGAGGCCUCUUACUUUCAUCUUUUCAAUUUAGUGUUGAUAAAUGAGCCUUUGGGUAACUAAAAACAAGGCAUUGUAAGAAGAUCAAGGCUUUUUUUUAUUGCUGAAGGUCAGUAAGGCUUUGCUUUAAUCAAAUGUCAAAACAUUUCACCAAGUCGGGUGACUCCCUCUCUGUACAGGCUGCUUCUUCCUUGCUUCGUUAUAAAUAGCUGUUUUGUGGACUCCUAUAGUCUGAGGUCAAGAAGCUCCGAACAGCAGGAAGUGCUUCUGCCUGCAACAGCUUCAUUUGUCUCAGAGGAGGAAGUAGACACAUGCAUGUGUGGGACUCCUCUCUCCAGACAUGCCAGGAUUAAUGCCGAGACCCCACACACAUCCAGGGUGUAUGGCCGCAUCCACACCAUCCCACUUUGAAAAGCGCUGUGAUACCGCUUUAGGCAGUCAUGGCUUCCCCCAAAGAAGCUGUAGUCUACUAAGGGUGCUGAGAGUUUUUAAGGGACCCUUAUUGCCUUCACAGAUCUACAGUUCUCAGAGUUCCCUGUGAAGGAGGGAUGGAUUGUUAAACCAUUCUGGGAGGGGGAACAGGGCUCCCAUCACACACCAUUGACCAUUCUAGGUAGGGGCGAUGAGAGUUGAAAUCCAGCCACAUCUGAAGGGCACUCCUGGAUGAGAGUUCAUUAUUCAGAGAGGAAGAGGGAGCCAAAACCCCCGCUGUCCAAAUCUUUGUGUUCACAUAGACUAGGUUUCUGGGUCCUGACCAAGAUCUUUUGUUUCCAGUUAAACCUCAAAACAAUUGGUUCAGCCUUUAGGACUUGCCCUGUUGGGUACCAUUGCUAACAUCAGCAGGACUCAUUGUGUACUCCUGUAUAUUUUAAGUAACCAUUUUAUCACUGGCAGAUAACUGGCCUACAUCUGGUUUUGCUUACCCGUUUUCUUCUGGGGCUCUCUUCCUAUUGAAUUGGAGCCAAGGGGUGCCAUGGAGAUGGAUGUUUUGUACCAAAGCAGCUGCAGUUACAAUACCAAGUCCUCAAGUUCUUCCCAAGCCAUGCUUAGCCCUCAUUUUUCACUUGCCUCCUCCCUAUAGUUCACUUACUUCCUAUAGGAAGUCUUUCCUGAUACUGGAUUUCAUAUAUUGACCCACUUUUGAAAGCCAUUGGUUAUUACUAGAGAACCGUAAUUUGUUCAUUGUCCACUGUUCAUGUAAUGCUGCUGUUGCCAUGGAAGUAAUUUUGCUCCCAGUGUUUGCAUCCGUCAGCUUCAGGUUUUAUAUUUUGGGGUUUUUUAAGUCUGGCUAUUCAUGUCUGGUACAGCUGUGUUGGGGGGGAAACCCCACCCAUCCUGGUUUUAGGCUUGUGAGUCAACUGCACAUGUAUGUUAAUUCUGGAGAGAAUUACAAUCAGAGUAGAAUACUGCUAGUGGACUAGGAACUGGGUUCAAUAUUUUAAUGUGCUGUAGGCUACAAUCCUGUGCAUGCUUUCUUGGGAGUAAGACCCAGUGGGACCAGCCUCUCUCUUUUGUGUACAGGGAUGGUUUGUUACAAACUGCGGGGUAACUUUAGGAAAACCUCAGUUCGCUCACUAUGUAAAUGGAAAUAAUACUAGAAAUAUCCUCUCAGAUGUCUCAUUAUUAUUACUAUUAAUUACCCAGCCUUUACCCUAAGGUUCCAGGGUUGAUUACACCAAUUAAAACACAAUGUUAGAAACAGUUUAAAUCAACCUGCAAUCACAUAAAUGAGGUGGGUCCUAAAUAUCUCGUAUGUAUCCCUGUAUUGGGAAGUUUUUAAUGUUUGAUGUUUUAUUAUGUUUUUAAAUGUGUUGGAAGCCACCCAGAGUAGCUGGGGCAGCUCAGCCAGAUGGACGGGGUAUAAAUAAUAAAAUUAUUAUUAUUAUUUCAAAAGCCAGGGUCAAGAAGUGUGUUUUCAGCAUUUGCUGAAAUUUGUAUAAUGAAGGUACCAGACCAGCCUCUGUGAGGAAGGAAUUCCACAACUUUGGGGCCACCAGAGAAUGCUCCUCCCAGGCUGCCAUUAUCUGACUUCUGAGGGUAGAGGAACUAGCAAGAGGGCCCCCUCUACCAGUCUUAGCACCUGAGGACGUCUGUAGGGAAGGAGGUGGUUUUUCAAGUAUUCACAGCCUGAUUCAUUUAGGGCUAUAAACACUAAGAUGGGUACUUUGAAUUGGGGCCUAGAACUAAAUGCUAAUCCCAUAGAAGAGAGUCCGCCCAUCCCCUAAAUUUCUAGUACAGAACUGGAUAGUUAAAGUAUGAAAUUGUGAACGGUUGUGAGGACAUAGUUGGCUGGACAGUAUAGAAAUGUCAGAACAAAAUAAAUGUACUUUCUAGGGCUUCAGCGGUUAUUUAAGUUUAGUUAAAAUGCAUAUUAGUUUUCUCUACCAAAUACUAAUACUUAAAAACAGCACACUAGAAAAACCUGAGAUGGAAAGCCCCUUCUCAGAAGAGGCAUCCUCCCCUCUCUUGAACACAGGAUAAAUGCCUUUUUGUUGAUUAUAUCUGCUAUGACACACCAUCCAAAAUAAUUAUUUCAUUGAUUCGAAACUAUUGUUUCAACACACAAAGAGACAUUGAUGGAUAGACUUAAAACCACAUGAUUCAUCAGCCAAAAUUUCUUUAACCAGGUGACAUCUCUAAUGCAGCCUUGGAACUCACCACAAAGUUUUCCCUCUUCUUCAUUUUGGCUUCAGAGUAAGAAAAGAAGCAUGUUCCACAGCUAGCAUGGGCAUGCAGGCUACAAGCUUCUUAAGUUGGCUAGUGAAAACAUUUGCCUUCAGUCAAGCAAAUUGGUGGAGGACAUUCCUCUUCCACCAAUUUGCUUGUCAUGGUUGAUCCUUCUCCUUGGACAGCAUAGUCACCAAGUGGAGGAGGGAUGGAAUGAUCCAUUUCUUCCUCCACUUACCUACUUGCUUACCUACUUGCCUUGGUCCAACUUUCCUCUGAAUACCAGUUGCUGGAAACCACAGGAGGGGAGAGGGCUCUUGUGCUCGGGUCCUGCUUACGGGUUUCCCAUGGGCACCUGAUUGGCCACUGUGAGAACAGGAUGCUGGACUAGAUGGGCCACUGGCCUGAUCCAGUUGGGCUCUUCUUGUGUCCUUAAUCCCUUGCCUGCAUGGAAUUGCUGGUUGCCUGUGACUACUGGGUGACUUGUUAAAUACAAGGCUGCUCUAAUAUUUCCCAUGAACCUUUUAACAAUGUACUUGGAGCGGGUGGGGGUGGAUAAUGGCAGGAUGAAUGAAAAGGACUACAAUACUGAAUAUUGCAGGAGAAAAACGGUUGAGUAAUAAUCGUUCGCUGACAACAAUGUUACAGUAUUUUGUUACCGUAAGAUGAGCAUCAUGUUUAAAGGGAUCGUUGUUGUGACUCACUCAUCCUGAGAGGAGAAAAGGUGUGUGUAUUUUGACCUUGUUGUUAAAUAAUAUUUACUUUAUUGGGGCUGAGGAACAUGCACUCUUCUUAGACAAAGACGCACCUGCUAUACUUGAUACAUUUUUUAAAAUGCACAAAACCCUAUCUCUCUCUGUCUUUCCUCUGCAGUUUGCCCCACAAAGCAGUAAUCUGAGGGAAUAACUGACAGCAUGUGCAAGAUGUUUGAAUGAACACGGCGAAAUAGAAGCAGCCUCCCAUCCGCAACACAAAUAGCAAUCAAGUCUGGAAGAAGAAGGGGGGGUGGACACCAUGUGUGGAACUGUUGAUGAGUAGCACAUGGCUUGGGAGCGGAGGAGGAGGAGGGUGCUUCUCUUCCAAUUUAUGCUGAGAUCUGGAGGACUUAAUGCUUAUAAGAAGAGAUGCGAGCGCAGAGCGCGAGUCUGCUGAUGUGGCCAAACAAGGCAGACCCAGCAGCUACUUGACCGGAGGUGGCUACUUGGAGCAGCGCAGACCUGCCCUGCCUAUCGCGAGGGGGAGAGGCACCACCGUGGCCCAGCCAGAAUUAAGAUGCCAGCGAAAGGCAAAUACUUCUUCAACGAGAAUGAAGGCUGCAAGAUAACAGACCCUUUGUACGAGAAGUACCGCUACUCAAGCCAACAGCAUCCCCUCCUCUUCUUCCUGCUCUUCAUCGUCAUUGCCUAUUGUGCAACCCUCAUCGUCGUUCUCCUCACCCAGCAUGUGAGUAGAUAUAGAUGCCUCUGUUCUUGCUCUUCGGGCUCUGGAAUGAAGUCCCAAAGUAAUUUGCUCUAGGUUAUAAAAGGGAUCUGUAGCAAGAGGGGCACCAGAUGCUUCAUUUUCCAGUUGUGCUAGUUCAGGUCAGUGUGCAUUCAUUCGUAGCAGCCAAAAACACCUAGAAAAACAGAGAUCAGUACACAGGAGGAGAGGGAGGAUUUGCUAAGGUGCUGCACAUUUCUAAGGAGCUUUAGGGUUCAAUACUGGGCUUAAAUCUAAUUGUUACCAGAAUACAAUACUAUCACUGGGGAUUGCUUGUGAAUACCAAGUUGUGAAUACUUGAAGUAUUUAUACAAUGUGAGGUUUUGUUGCUGUAGUAGGAGUUAUACUUUUAUCCUGGCAGUGGGGUAUAGGUUCUGAGCUGCACUAACAGAUCCAGUGGGAUUUCCAGUUUAAAAGUUGCAAAGCAGAAAUGGAAGGAUCUCCCAGUUUCUCAUUUUUUCAAUAUUCAAUUCAGUUCUCCACAUUUUGAAGCAAUUUGCAAUUUUUCAAUUAAAAAAAAAUCCAUAUGAAAAUUCAACAGCAUUUAAAUGUGUACUAUUCCCUAAUAGACACAUUUUUAUAUGCAAUUUUGACUAAAGUGCACAUUUUUGAAAGCAAUUUUCUAUAAAAUAGUGCAGUUUUGUACGUUAUUUGCACUGAUACCUUCAUUUUCUCAUGCUUUCCUAUUAUAUAUGCAUAUAUUUGUAAACACUAGUUGGCUGGAUAACUGCAUCACAGAAUUUGGAUAAGUAUGGAUUUUGGAGAAUAAGUAUGUUUUGGUUUGCAUAUUGUUUUGGAAAGUUCAAAUUUCAUAGUCUCGAACUGAAACAAAUUCCUUCCCUUGUGACCAGGAAUGAUGGGAAUUGUAGUCCCAACAACAUACAGAGAGGGUUCUCUGCUUCUAGGGCAGAUGAUCAGAUAUACCAGGUCAGGCAAAGGGAGCUUCUUGUGUUGCUAGUGUGCUUUAGUUUAUGAAGUUAUGAUGCCUUUAAAAGUUUAGGUUGUUGGGAGAUUGUGAUAUGGAAGAAUGAGAACAUGCAUACAUUGUGCUAUGGAAGAAUGAGAACAUGCAUCUGUGGUAUGUGUUUUGGUGACUUUUGUUUUAUUUUUUAGCCAGCGGGAGAUCAUCUUGCCUACCUUAUUACAGUCGGCACAGCACUCAUAAUUUUCAUAGUCAUGUAUGUUCUGGUUUACUUCGAAUACUUCUUUUGGUGUCGGCUGAAAUUGUUUGCUGUUGUGAUUUGGAUCUGCCUGCUGGCCAUAGGAUAUGUCUCCAUUUUUGCCGCAGGGAAGACUCCUCAACUUGCUGCAUGGGAACAGGUAUUUUAAUUUUUAUCUAUUGAUCUGUCAUCUUCUUCCUCCAAGCUGCUCAUGGCAUUGAAUAGGGUUCCUUAUCAGGCUUCCUCCAAAAUCUUGGGCUGCAUGCACCCCAUAUCUUUAAAGCACAUUCCCCCCAAAGAGUCCUGGAAACUGUAGUUCGUUAAGGGUGUUGAGAAAUGUAACUCUGUGAAGGGGGUACAUUACAGUUUCCAGGAUUCUGCUUGGGGUGGGGACAGUAUUUUGAAUGUGCUUUUUAAAGAUAGGGUAUGUCUUCAUCUUACCUCUCCCAUGAGCCAUUGAUGAAAGGUCACCCAGUGAGCCUCAUGGGUGAGCAGGGAUUGCACCCUGGGUUUCUCUAGCCCAAGUCCAAAUAUUCUGCCCACUGGCUCUGGGAAGGGAUGUGUUUCUGCUGUGUUUAUAUACACUCAUUUAAAAACGCAUGUUUUAAAAGAAAACACAACUGCCUUCAAAUCUGGGGCUGUCUGAAUAUCCCCAGACACUGCUCAUUAUGCAAAUGGGCAUGGCUAAUCACCUGCAGUGGGGGGGGGUCAUUUAAUUAUGACAUCAAUUUGCAAAAUUAAUGCUGCUUUGAUUAUGAGCAAUUAAGGGCACCAUUGAGAGUUACAGAUGUGGGUGUGCCUUGGAGAAAUGUUUCAUCAAACUAGAGAUAGAAAGGGAGGGAAAAGAGCAGGCAGGAAGAUUUGAUUGGUUGACUGCAAUGGGCAUAUACAAAACAUUCCUGUAUAUGCCUGGGUGUGGUAAAAGGAGACAUCUCUCUGGAUUUUUGGAGAGCAGAUGGGAGGGUGAGGUAAGAGGGGAGGCAAGCCCCCAUCCCCCCUGUGCAGUGAGAUACUUUGGCCUAUAAUACACUGCCCAUUAGAUCAGAAGAAUAACUGGAUGGAAUGCAACCCUAUCCAGAAUGCUAACUCCUCAGACAGAUGAAGUACCCUUCAUCUGUACCUCUGUCUUGCUGGGGCUAUGUCCCAGUUUAUUGAUUGUUGUCCUGUACGCGGGUGGCGCUGUGGUCUAAACCACUGAGCCUAGGGCUUGCUGAUCAGAAGGUCAGCGGUUCGAAUCCCCGCGACGGGAUGAGCUCCCGUUGCUCGGUCCCUGCUCCUGCCAACCUAGCAGUUUGAAAGCACAUCAAAGUGCAAGUAGAUAAAUAGGUACCGCUCCGGCGGGAAGGUAAACGGCAUUUCUGUGCGCUGCUCUGGUUCGCCAGAAGUGGCUUAGUCAUGCUGGCCGCAUGACCCGGAUGCUGUACGCUGGCUCCCUCGGCCAAUAAAGCGAGAUGAGCGCCGCAACCCCAGAGUCGGUCACGACUGGACCCUAAUGGUCAGGGGUCCCUUUACCUUUUUUACCUGCCCUUUACCUAUGUUUCUGAUUAACACAGUGGUUUCCCUAACCCAUUUAUAGAAGUGGAAGUUGUGCUGUUCUUACCCAGUUCCCUGAAAGCGUUUUUGAGUACUGGUUCCUUCACAGCUUCCAUUGUUCUCUUGAAACCUAUCAUUUGUUCCGUAAUUUUUGACAGGUGCUUGGAAAACAUCAAGGAUCUCGUUUCUUUUUAACAGGUGCCAUUCUUUCUGUUCAUCAUCUUUACGGCUUAUACCAUGUUUCCCUUGGGAAUGAGAGAUGCUGUGAUUGUCAGCAGCGUUUCAGCGCUCUCCCAUAUUGUAGUCCUGAGCAUCGCUGUAGCGCAAAACAAGCAGGACCACCCAACUCUUCCACGUCAGGUAAGGCAAAGGUUUGUAUAUGUGAUUGCAACGUGUGCAUUUUGAUGCCGUGGACAUCCAGUGGAGCUCAACACUGGAAGAUUCAAGACAGGGAAACUAAAGUAUACUUAUCCAUGCAGCGCAUAGUUAAACUAUGGAACUCAGUCCCGCAGGCGGCAGUGAUGGCCACCAACCCUGAUGACUUUAAAAGAGGAUUGGAGAAAUUCAUGGAGAGGACUCUUGAUUCCUGUAAUGUCUACUAGCCAUGAUGGCUAUGCUUUGCCUCCACAGUUGGGAGGCAGCAAUACUGCUGAAUGUCAAUUGCUGGAAGCCACAGGAGAGGAGAGUGCUGUGCUGCUGUUUUCCUGCUUGUGCAUUUCCCACUGGCAUCUAGUGGUGCAGCGUGAGAACAGGAUGCUGGAUUAGAUGUUAACAAAUGCUACAACUGGCUGAAAAGUCAUUGUGGUCCAUUACCUGUGUGGUGGAAUGAUUAGAAUGCUAGACUAGGACCUGGGAGACCAGGGUUCAGAUUCCCAAUCAGCCUUGAAGCUCACUGGGUGAGCUUGGGCCAGUCGCUCCCUCUCAACCUAACCUACCUCAGAGUGUUUCUCUGAGGAUUAAAUGAGAAGGGAGAGAGAAACAUUGAGCUCCUUGAAGGAUGUAAACAAAUAGGAUAAAUACAAUUGCUGAGGCUCUCAGCAAUUUUCAGGUGGUCUGUAGGGGUUAAAACUUUGAUUCAGCUAAACGUAUAGACAAAACACAAAAUUUCAGAAGCUAGAAGAAUAUUUUAUCAAUGCACAUGUGUGUCAUAGCCCAUAUAAUCUUAGAAGAGGUUUCAUAAGGACUUCCCCAGUUUUUUUUAAGUUGAUCAAAAUGUUUUAGUCAGUUUAGUUAAGCAGUUAAAAUACAACUUUAUAUUCACAUUUGGUCUUGUAUGUUAGAAGAAUAAGUGGUAGUUAGAAAUAGCUGUGUUGUGCUUUUCUGUUGUCUUGGGAUAUAGUGUGUUGUUUUCUGGAUGUAUAUUUAUUCUUUGUUGUUCUUCCAUGUGGAUAUUGGCUGUUUCCCAUUUGUUGGCUUCAUAAAGCUGGUGGCAUUCUUUCCAGGAGCCAGAAAGAAUCUUGGACAAAUUUAUCAAGCAGUAAAACCAAUAUCAGUCUAGGAAGUCAGGCUGUAAAACUCUUUUUCCCCCCUUCUGGUGUGUGUGUGUGUGUGUGUGUGUGUGUGUGUGUGUCUGUCAGAGUUACAGAAUUUGGACACAGAGUACAGAAAGUUUGAUCAUGCACCUGCUGAAUUGAAUCGCACCCACUGAAUUUUUUUUACCUGAAGUGACAGUAAAAUUGUUUUGGGAAGCAGAUUGUGAAAAGUACACAAGUCCUGCAUUUGUAUCUCAUUUUUUUAAUUAUUAUUUUUCAGUUAAAGCAAAAUGUUUCCUGCUGGGCAAUCCAGAAUCCUCUUCACAAUGUUAUAAUUCAUGAUAAAUACCGAGAGGGAAUGUUUGGCUUUUCAUGAAGAGGGUUGGGUGUGUUCCUAAAUUACUUGGAAAAGGGAAAGAGAAAUUCUCAUGGCUUUGUAACACUGGUCUGUGCGCCAGUUGCACCCUGCCAGUGAAUUUUCACAAUUGCUUGGCAAGCACCAGGGGUCUAGUCAUGAAGCUUUUGAAAUCUGAUAAACAGCUCAGUGUAAAGGGGCAAAGCCGCUCUGAUUCAGGAUCCACAUAGUUGAGGUGUGUGCGUCAUGUCUCGAAGGGUGAGGUAACCCAUUUCCUUCCCCAAAUGAUUGCUACUUAGUGAAAUGAUGCAAGCCCUUCUUUUUAACACUUUGCUCUCCUUUCUUCUCUUUAACAAAUCUCUUAACAAAUUUUUUUUGGGAACAAUUUUCCUUUGAAUUUUGAUUACUUACACAUUUUGAGGCAUCUCCUUUAUAUUAAAUGCUCAUUUGACACCCUGAAUCACACUUGAUUGACAUCAGUCUUUCCAAGAAAUGGGUUCUAACAACAAUUUCCUCCUCAUUUCAAGAUAUUUGGUCCUCAGGGAGCCAAUCAGCAGGGUGUGUGUGUGUGUGUGUGUGUGUGUGUGUGUGAAUUCCAGGAAGAUACAUUGGGGGCUGAUAUCUGGAGAAUGUUGGGGCUAAGUUGCACAUUAUGUAAGAGUUCUAAGAUGGGAUCUCCUGCCGUAUUCUGUUUUCCUUUCCUUAUUUAAUUUUCGCUUCAGUGCAUGUGUACAGUGUUUGCCCUCCAGAUUUGGCCAGGCGUGUGAGGAGGAGGCUGAGGGUGUGUAUAGUUCAUUUAAGCAUCCUGUCUUGAUCUGAAACUUGUAACAGAUCCAAACCAUACAUUUAAAGCAGAUGGCUUCCUCCAGAGAAUUGUGGAAACUGGAGUUUGCUAAGGUUGCUGGAAAUUGUAGCUCUGGGCGGGGGAGGGGGGUAUACUACAGUUCCCAUGAUUAUUGGAGGGAAGCUGUGUGCUUUAAAUGUAUAAUGUGGACCAAAAGUUGUUAAUUAAGAUGCCAUGAGAAGCUAUGGUACAUUGAAUUCUUCUGCAUUGUAUUCAGGCACAUCAUGUAGGGCAGGUAUGGGGAACAUUUGGCCCUUGAGGUGUUGCUGAACUAUAGCUUCCACCACCCCUGGUCAUCAGCCAUGUCUACUAGCACUGAUGGAGCAUUUUAGUUCAGCAUAGUCUGGAGGGCCAAAGGUUCCCCACUCCUCACAUAGAGAGAAAGUGCUUGCAUGAGUGACCAAAAAGCUCAUUCAUACCUCUUCUUGCUUGCUUGGCUUAACUGGGCCAGUGCAUGGUUAUUUAUAAGCCUGGGGUGUUUUUUUUGUGUGUGUGUUGAAUGCCUGCAUAUAUUCCACUAGAGAGUGGAAUGUGGUAGGAAGAACUGGUUACUGUUAUAUGUAUUCAUACAGAGUUCAUAUGUGAGAAAUUCACAUAUUGCUUAAUGUGGCCUGGAUCGGCAACUGUGGACUAGUUCAGCUUUGAAUGCUUUCUAUAAGCUUUCUUUAAGUUCCCUGGUCAUAGUUUUGGCUGGAUUUCAAACCUGGAGAAUGAUGUGAUUUUUCUUCUAAAACCAAAUACAUCACCGAACCACUAAAUGCAUGUACUCAUUUGUUUAAAAGUUUUCUCCAGCCCAUUCAUUGUAUAGUCAUUCCAGGAUUUAGAGGAAACAUAACAUCAAAUAAAAUAAAACAUUUUCCUUUAUAGUUGUUAGUAACCACAAAUUGACUCAGUCUUAAGUCUACCAACAUCACCCCUGCAGAGUUAAAGGGGCAGAAAGCACUUAGAAUAAGCCGACAUCUGAAUGGCUGUAAGAAUUGUUUAACUGUUAAAAUGUUGUGGUUACAAAGUGGAAUGGGAUUUUUGCUUGACUACACCAAUAUAUUGAUCCUUCUUGUUUUGUUCUCAGACUUGCCUCUUUGAUUUGCUAACAACAGGCCAGAACCAGUCAUGCUGGUUUUCCGGGGGGGGGGGGGGGAGGAAAACAUUCCUUUGAAAAUUUGGGUAAUUUGCACAGAGCAAUUCACAACAUAGGGUGAAUUCAACAUGUUUAUUUUAGUAAGCAAAGUAACAAAAUUUUGAAAUUGACAAGCUUACCAAAUUUUGUAUUUGCCAUUGACAUCCAUUCAUUGUUACUGUUGAUCUUAAGCAAUGGAACGCUUUCCAUGGUAAAAAGAAAGCACUGGGGGAAAAUUCCACCCCACACCAAUGGCCAGAUCUUGCAUAGUCUUAUGCUCAGGAUUGGUUCAGAAAUCAUUACAAGCCAUAGUUAAGGACAUUAAACUAUGGAUUACAGUGAUGUCAGAAUUGCCAAACCAUGCUCUUCAGUUGGCUAACAAGAAUUGGAAUCCAUGGCUGACUAACCAACAAAGUUUUGGCAUGAUGUGUGGAUUGACAAACCAUGGUUGUGACCACCACUCUGCCUUCAGAGGCUACAGAAGGCACAGUGAACUUGUGAAGAGUAAACAAGUGAAGUAGAGUGCUGAGAGAGAGACAAAACCAAGCAAGCAGUUUUAAAUGUAUUUAUCCACUGAAGAUUUCUCACCGGACAUUCAUCACAAGUGAUCCCAGCGACAACAGGGUACAAUCAAUAUAAUCACAGUAAAACAAAGGGCAGGUAAAGCAAGCCAAUUGAUCAACACUGCCAAACUACAACUUAGCACUCAGUCUAGAUGCUAAUAUCCUGUAAAUGCCUAUGUAAACAACCAUGUUUUCAGCUCCUGUUGAAAAGCAAAAAGAGAUGGCACCAGCUGUAACUACAUAAAUUGGGGGCAGGGGCCGCACCGCAGAUGAGCUUCCAAAAGCGUAAUUUCCAAAGGUUUAAGAAAAAAAAAAUCCACAGGGGAAGCUAUACAGUGGUACCUCAGGUUAAGUACUUAAUUCGUUCUGGAGGUCCGUUCUUAACCUGAAACUGUUCUUAACCUGAAGCACCACUUUAGCUAAUGGGGCCUCCCGCUGCUGCCACACCGCCGGAGCACGAUUUCUGUUCUCAUCCUGAAGCAAAGUUCUUAACCUGAAGCACUAUUUCUGGAUUAGCGGAGUCUGUAACCUGAAGAGUAUGUAACCUGAAGCGUAUGUAAUCUGAGGUACCACUGUACAUUGCUAAUCAUCAUGAUGGCUAUAUGCCUCCUUCAGUAUCAGAGGCAGCAUGUAUCUGAACCUCAUUUGCUGGGGAACACCAGUGGGAGAGAGUUAUUCCCCUCAUUGCCUGGUACUUGGCUUCUCAAAGGCACCUGACUUGUUGCUGUCAAAAGCAGGAUGCUGGACUAAAUUAGCCUUUGGCUUGAUCCAGAAGGGUUAUUUUUAAACCAUGUUUUGAACUUCGCAGCACUAUUCGUGCAAACCAUGGUUGGACAUGAUGUUUGAACUGAGUCAAAGUGACAGUGAUGGAAAUGCCUGGGUUUUUAAAAAUGCCUUUAGGGGAUUUAAAAUUAGCCCCAUCGUAGUUCUGUAAACUGGAGUGGAAGAGAAGAAUUAAAACCUGUAGCAUGUUGUCCCUACGAAACUGUAAAUCACAAAUGAUGAAUGUUAUUUGACAACUUAAUCUAUUAUCUAGAUUAAUAACAAUUGGCACAUGUUGCUAAUUCCUGCCUGCUUGAGUGCUACAAGUCAACUCCCUGUUGCCAACUCUUUGACUGAAGGCAGGAACUGUCCGUUUCACAGCCCCUCCAGUCAACCUACGUGAAUUAGGCAACGUGUACCACCAGCAAAGAAGGCAGGUUCAAACCAGAAAUCUUAGGAUGACUUGUGAAAGAGAGCCAAGACUCAUGCUCACACACACACACACACACACACACACACACACACACUUAGAACAACAACAAAACCAACCCUCCACUUGAGUUGCUAGCCAGUUUGACUUGCCUGGAGGAAAAUUCAUUCCUGGUCUCAUAAUUAGUUACUGGGUGCUAGCAAAACCCAUAAAUGAGAAAUCCUAUGUGUAACUCCGUCAUCCUCCCCCCUAGCUAUUCUAGGAGAUAUUCUGAAGCCUUCGCAUUCAAAAUUCUGUAGCUACCAUUGCUGAGCAACCUGCUGUCUGGAUAUGCAGAAUGGGCCCAGCUAUUAGUAGCCUGCCCUCCUCCUUUAUGCCAAGGACGCUUUUACAGUUUAUGGUUUCUUCUGGGUUGCAAAAAGAGAAAAAGUUGUUCAAAAGAUGGAACAAGGAGGCAAUGGUGGCCACCAGCUUGGAUGACUUUGAAAGAGGAUUAGACAAAUUGGAGGAUAAGGCUAUUGGUGGCUACUGGCCACAAUGGCUCUGCUCUGCUCAUGUAGUUGGAGGCAGCAAUGCUACCAGCUGCUGGAAACUGCAGGAGGAGAGAGGGCUGUUGUGUUCUGCUUCUGCUUGUGGAUUUCCUACAGGCAUCUGGUUGGCCACUGCAAGAACAAGAUGCUGGACCAGAUGGGCCAUUGGCCAGAUCCAGCAGGCUCUUCUUAGGUUAUUAAACCUUCCUUUGUAACAUUUGCUAUGUCUUUUUGUUUCUUUGUUGGUUAAUUUCCCCCUAUGCUAACAGCAUAAAAAGGGGGUGGGGAGAGAACCUGCCCAAGUUAUUAAAAUAUGUAAUUUCCUUUUUGUCUCAGUUGCAGUGUAUAUAUUGGAGCUUCAUCAGAAUACUGUAGUAGAUGAUUUAAUUUCCUUAGGCUUGGAUGUUGCUUCAGUUUGCUAAUAUUGGCUAUUAAAUCACGGUCCUUCUCAAAGCAAUGUUCUUGCUGCCUGACUGUUCACCAUCACAAGUGCUUGCCUAUAUACACUCAUUAAUUUUCUCCCCAAUUACCUUUCAACUGAACAAUUUCUCCCCAAUUACCUUUCUCUUUCACAAUUUCUAAAUGAGUGUUGCGUUCGUACCUGAGUUCGAGAGGAAGUGCACCUUUUCUACAAAGGGCUUGUUAAAAGGAAAUAAACUUUGCCUAUUAUAGCCAGUCAAGGAAGAGAGUAGAAGUUUUUUUGUUUCAGGUUCAAAUGGGGUGAAAAAAUUGCAUCACCCUACAGAUAUUGAAAGAUUAAGGUUUGGCACAUGGAGCAGAUAGUUCUGAUUGCAAUAUAUCAAAGAAGUAAGACAGAAAAACACUAAAAUGCAAAAUUGUGGCGAGACAGUCCUGAUAUUUUUUUGCAAGCCUACUUCUUGGAAUAUUAUAUGUCACUAUCCACACUCAAAACUUUUCAGGAUCUCUGUUUGAUGGGUAGCAGCAUUAUUGAGUCCGUUGAUCUUCCCUGAUUCCUUCAUAUUCCAAGAUCAACGCCUCUCGUGUGUGUGUGUGUGUGUGUGUGUGUGUGUGUGUUUGUAGCGGGGGAGGCUUAUCUAGGAAGCAACUCAUGAAGUUUCUUUAUAUCAGGUCAGACUGUUUGUCUACCUAGCCAGUAUUGUCUACUCUGCUUGGCAGCAGCUCUCCAGGGUCUUAGGCAAAGGGUCUUUUUUCUCCAUCACAUGCUAACUCUUCUUCCUCUCAGCACUGCUCCUUGGACCUGUGAAAACCGGAGGCUUCAAAGAGCAGCACAGGAAUGUUUGCAGAAGGGUUUUCAAACAGCUCAUGUUACAUUUUGAAGUCCCGGCAGUGGGACUUCAAAGUGCAGCAUCACCUGAUUCCACAGUGAUAUCAGAUGAGGGACGGUUCCACCCACCUGUUAGAUUUGGCCCAGCUGGGGUGGGGACGUAAGGAUCUGCCUUGCUAGCAAGAGAAGGGUCCCCACCCCUGAUUUUGAAGGAUCACUUGCACUUCUUUUAUGAACUAGCUUUUCAUAUGGUACCAGAUUAUCUGAAUAACGGCCUGUACCAGUAUUAGCCUGCUCGAACAUUGAGAUCAGCAUUUGAGGCCAUGUUCUCUGGUCCACUGAAGCAAACCAUGACUUGUAAACAGAGAUCAAACCUUGACUUUACAUCAUACUUUGUUUGGAGCAAAACAAAUCAUGAUUCCUGGUUAGGACAUACCACUAAGCCAGGAACCAUGGUUUGUUGCUCCCCCUUGUGCUAUGGAAGGAGUGAAGCUAGAGCCCUUAAGGAUAUUCACAGUUCACUAUUAGCACCAUGUAGCACCACGUAGAUACAUCUAAGUAAAACAAAAUAACCCCAUGAUAUCUAGCUAACUUUGGGGGAAACAUUAGCUGGUGCAGGAAUAUGGAAACUUACAUAUAAUGUGCAGUUGUAUUGACUGGGUAAUGAAACUUGGGCCAGGAGUCUCUUGUCAAGUGCUGGGCAAGAGAACAGAAAACAAGCUGAUUUAGCCUUAAUAAAGUUCACAGAUUAUUUCGCUUAUAAAAUGUUGAGUUUGUGAUGUUGGGGCAUUUAUUUAUUUCCUCAGGUGCUUGCCAAUGCUUUCAUUUUUCUCUGUGGUAACCUGAUGGGUGCAUUCCACAAGCAUCAGAUGCAGGAUGCCUCGUGGGAUCUGUACAGAUAUACUUUAAAGUGCAUCCAAGUCCAAAUGAAGCUGAAGAUUGAAAAGAGGCAGCAAGUGAGUGAAUCAGUGCUUUAAACAUGUACACACUUUCUAGCUCUUUUAACGUCAUCAUUCAGCCAUACCAGGAGAUCAUCGCUUUGUCAGCAAGUUCUGUAAUGGGUCGUACUUAGAAGUAUUCGGUUGUUCACACUCACCAAAGGACACCCAUACAUGUGCAAAAGGAGUUGGCAAAACGGCUGAAGUAAAACCACCGUAAUUGAACUCAUUCCAAAACUUCCAUUGUAAGAGAACAUUGGACCAUGUUUUUGGCUGAAUUAAUGAACACCUUUCCGGCACAGCAAUUUAUUAUUUCCAUUUCUAUGACCCUCACCACCACUAACGCUGACGUUUUUAGUUUUUUUUAAAAAAAUAUUAGUGUUACUUUGCAUUUCUCAGAACUUUAUGAGGUAGGCGAUGUUUUUGUGGCUUCUGACUGCAGACCUUGCCUCUUUGUCAUUCUGAUUCCUCCUUUAUUUUAAUGGAAUUGUAAGGUGGACGUAUUGUAAGGAGCCCCUUAAGUGGGCAUAACAUUUAUAAACGACUUGAUUCUUAAAAAGCAACAAUCCUGUAAGCAGUUUACAAAAAUAAUAAUAAUAAAACAAUGAAAUUAUCAGUAAAAGCAACUAUUUAAAACAUUUUUUAAAAAAAAAUAAAUAAAAAAUAAGCUAAAACCAGAUUAAAACUCAUGUCACCAUUCUGCACGUGACUUUAAGAAAAAGUGUUUUUAGCAGGCGCUGAAAAGAGUACAGUGCCUGAUGUCAAUAGGCAAGGAGUUCCAAAGUGUGGGUGCAGCCACACUAAGAUAGCAUUUUCUUACAAGUACUUGUAACACUGCUAGCUGCACAGAUUGAAGUGCUUUAGAGGAUGCAUAUGAGACAAGGCGCUCUUGCAGGUAUUUACUCUUAAAGGGUGUAGCAUAAGUGCUAAUAAAGCAAAAUGAAUAAGACCUGCUCUUCCCUCUUAGGAAAGCUUGCUUUUAUCGAUACUGCCGGCUCAUAUCUCUAUGGGAAUGAAACUAGCCAUCAUAGAACGCCUGAAGGAAACCAAUGACAGGAAGAAGCACGACAAUAACUUCCACAGCCUGUAUGUGAAACGGCACCAGAAUGUUAGGUGAGCUGUGUAACUCGUUCUGGUUCUGUUAAUAGUUCUUUCUGUUGCCCCAGUAUACUAGAGACGCAAUCCAGUUCUUGCCAUUUAUUUGUUUUGCAACAAAUUCUGUGCCACCGGCAUUAAGCAAAACAUGGCAAAGAACAGGAUAAAAUUGAUAAAAUUUUAUGCAUAAAACAAAUGGAAAAUAUAAUGCCAAAGUUAUAUUUGGGCCAAAGUUGUAGAGUUCUUUUUUUUGGGGGGGGGGGGUUGUUGAGCUUUUUUUUUUACAAUAUAUAUAUAUAUAUAUAUAUAUAAAGAAGUUUUAAACCUAUUUUUAAGGAAAAUUGCAAAAAACAACAACAAACCAACCAACCAACCACCACUUCCGAUAUGGGCUGCCAUAUACCCAGGUUUUCCCAGACAUUUUUGCCGCUUUCCAAAAAAUCUGUCCAGAUGCUAUUUUUGACAGAUGAAUCCCGGCUGUGUCCGGGAUAUUCCAGACAUAUGGCAGCCCUAUAUUGGAUCAACACACUUGGAUCACCCCUCAAGGGAAAGCCUGGGUGCACAGGUGAGCUUCAGUACUGUAGGUGCCUGCCUGAUGUCUAUUAGAGGAACAUUCCAGUGGGCAGAUGCUGCCACACUAAAAGCCCUAGUCUUAGUGGAAUAUGUGAAACUUCAGAGCAUAUAUCACUCUUAAGGGCUGUAUAUCCCAAUGAUCAAAAUGAUGGACAGUUGAUCUUGCAGGGGGAAAGAAAGAGCAAGUGAGUUUUGCAUGUGAAUCAAUUGCUGUCAGAAACCAGGGGAGCUAUUUCAGUGAGGAGUAAAGUAGAUGAUUAAAGGGUUGUAGUCAAUGUUGGUUUUGCCUAAGUUGGUCAUCCAUUAAUUUCAGUGGGCCUACUCUUGAGUGGAACUAACAUUGAAUGUAACCCAUAAUUUGGUGCAUAUGUGUGCAGUUCUUAGCUAAUGUCCACAAAGUUUAAAUAUCUACAUCGCUGAUGUAGAAAAUGAAAAACAAUUUAAUUGAUUUUGGCUUCCUUGCAUAGCAUCUUGUAUGCAGACAUUGUAGGAUUCACUCGUCUGGCAAGUGACUGCUCUCCCAAAGAGCUCGUGGUGAUGUUGAAUGAACUCUUUGGCAAAUUUGAUCAAAUAGCAAAGGUAAGCAACUUUUUGUUAGAUAGAGAAGCCUCUUGUCAUUUUAAAUAUUAUUAUGUUUUGAACACCAUAUUUACUUGAAUCUUAGUGUGCCAUCGAAUCUAAUGCGUACCUCAGUUUUCAAAACCUUGAAACCAAAAAAAGUAUUUGCUGGCGAAUGUAAAUGUGCCAUCAAAUCUAUUGUGCACCUUAAUUUUUGCAACAUAAUUUGGCCAAAAAAGGUGAGCAAUAGAUUUGAGUAAAUACAGUAAUUAUAGAUAAAUCCUUCCAACUAUUAUUACACUGAGACUAAUAAGGUGUAGUAACGGUCACUGGCAGAGGAAGAGGAGUGCGGGGGGAGCACACCACCCCCGGCAGCGCGAUCUCCAGGGUGCCAUCGUGGCUGCCCCCCGCCCACGCUGAGCGCCCUGCCCCAACAGGCUGCGUGCCCCGCCCACGCCUGCUCUCCGCCCCCCAGUGCCAGAGCGUGAAGCUCUGCCACUGGUAACGGUGCGAUGGUCUGGUUCACAUGUAAGCUAAACUGUGGUUGGGUUUGGGCAAACCAUUGGCUGUAUUUGGAUGUCACACUGAACUAUGGUUUAGCACCAUGGGAACAAGCUACAGGGAGCCUUGAGCUUGCAUGCUCCUCCUCCUCCUUCCUCUCCUCCUGUAUGGCCAAGAGGACUUUAGAAGAUUCUCCUUCAAGUUAACAGCAGCUUCCUGCAUUAUCCAAACCAGGAACUUUAGCUAACCAUUGCUAAUGUUAUUUUCAACUAGCCAGCUUCAAAAGUUGAAGUUGACAUGUAUGAAAAUAACCUCCGUUAAUGUUAAGCAUUAACCCCAGUUUGUUAGUCUGGAUAAUGUACAAGCUAUAGUUAAAAGUGAAACCGAAAGUUCCCAAACCCAACUUUCCUUGCUGCAUAGGCAGAGGAAGGGGGCAUACAAGCUCACGCCUGUGUGUGCUGAAUCAUGGUUUAACAGAAUGUGUAAGCACAGCCAUUAUUUGCUAUUUGCACCCAGAUUCACAAACUAUGGUUUUCUCCAAAUCUGACUGGUAAACAGAUUUCAUGCGUUGGUUCCAGUUCUGGUUUGGAGGACAAAGGCAGAACUUAAGCUUGACAAUUGUGAUGCCAUGGCAAUGAUGCAACCUUGGUUUGGCUGUUACAUCUGAACCUUGUGUAAAUUACCGGUACUACUUACUAUGUUCUGUAUUUUGCAAAUGAAGAGAAGUUAUAUUUAACAAGUUUUAAAUCUCCCAAACUCUUACAUUAUAAUAGUUAAUAGCAGUUGAUAGGUUGAACAUGCCAUUUUAGCACAAAGGAGUUUUCUGUGUCUGCAGAAUCUCUGGCCUCAAUCUAUAUUAUAUUAUAUUCUUUCAAAGUACUAGUAAUGUUCACUGUACUGAGCAUGUGGGAUUUAUGGGUAUGAGCAUCUGUCUCUAUUUAUGGAAGGUUCUAUUUCCAACCAUUUCCAAUCUAUUAAUAUUAUAAAUGCUCAUGAUUAGGGAGUUAUGGUCUAAAAGUGUUCUGUCGCUGAACUAUCUCUCAUUAAAGGCAAAGAAGCAAUUGGGAUGUUAACUUAAUUAAGCCUUAAUGGAUGUGGUAGAAUUGAAUCACUAAACGUACUGAAACAACUUGUGUGCUAAAAUGGCAUAAAUGCAUAAUUAAGAUGCUUAAAGUUCUGUCUUCCUUUUUCAAUUUUUUCUUGUUUCUCAUACAAUUCCUUGCAUGUUGGUUGUUAAACGUUUGCGGAGACUGGAGAAGGAUGAGGAGGUGGCCUUGCUAAACUGAAAAGAUUUAUACUGAGGCUAACCAAUUAUCCAGACCAUUAUGGGGAGGGAUGUAAGGAGUCCUCAUUUUCCAUUCUGCCCUGUGUUCAUCACACGCAGCGUUGCUUACGUUAUCAGUAUUUGUGGUUGCUGCUGCUUUCAGUCUGCGAACAAUACAGGCGUCUUCCCAUGUACACACGUGAUCAACUUGUGCACAACCGUGUAUAUGCGUGGUGCCUGGAAAUAAAUCAAUUCUAAACUGCAAAAGACACGAAAACUGCAAAUAUAGCUUUUUAAAUAGCAAGAAAACGACUAGUGCAACCCCAGGACCCUUUGCAACUGCAAUCUCAUGGGGUUUUCAAGGGUUUCCAGGGGUUUAGAGGGUGUUUAUAGGCUUUUUAGGUGGUGUUUUCCUCAAUACAUGAUUUCACGUAUACGUGCUACCCUGGAACAUAACCCCCAUGUAAGUGGGGAGAUGCCUGUAAUCAAGUGAUUGUGUUUUCCCACCUGAUCUGUGUUUCUUUUGCAGUGAAAUGGGUAGGGUUAAAUAACAAGGUAACAACAUAAUUUAUAUAAUUUGUUCGUUGCAGCAGCUAGCGAGACAGAUAAUGUUAGUUUUGGCAGAAGACGAACUGCAGCAGAAUAUUCUGAUUUGUUUCGCUUCCAGACAUGGGCCUAAUAAGCACACAUUGGCAAUUUCCACUGUCAUUUCUGUUUUUGCUGGAAUUCUCCAACAUCCCUAAUUCUGUGUUGAUUUUCAAGACCCAUUUCCGUAUGCACAACAGGACUUCCUUCUGCCUGAGCUUCGUAGGGGAAAACUGUUGAUGGUUGACAACUUACAUUUCAAAGAAGCUUGUCCACCAUUACUGAUUAGCUGUGAUUCCUGCAUUGCUGAGAGUUAGACUACAUGGCCAUUUGGGACCCUUCCAACUCUGUAAUUUUAUGAUUUCUCAUAGUCCCUGGGAAAAAAACAAACUCCUGUGGAGCCCCAGAGUUCCUCAGAACAGAGAUAGUAAAACAGCAGCUCCAGAUAAGCUCAGAUUUGUUUGUUCUGCAAAGUAAAGCCUAUAAUUUGUGUUCCUUAAGAUAGAUACUUGCUAAUUCAUAUUUGCAGCGUUUCUGAUGACUCGCAUGUUGUUGUUGUUUUGCAGGAAAAUGAAUGCAUGAGGAUAAAAAUUCUGGGAGACUGUUAUUACUGUGUCUCGGGAUUACCUGUUUCCUUGCCAGUACAUGCCAAGAACUGUGUGAAAAUGGGCCUCGACAUGUGCGAAGCUAUAAAGUAUGUACUUUAAAAAAAUGAGUUUAAAUAAUAUGUGGAAACAUUAACAAGGUAGAACUAAAGACAUGAGAAUAGGUUACAUAGUAGUGUGCAAAGUAUACAUCCCCAACAUGGGGACAGAAAAAAGUGUUGCUGUCAACCGCCUGUUUUGUACAUCACACUAAGCCAAACCAUGGCUUAGCAUUAAUGGGCAAGUGUGGGCUCUGGGAGAGGAGAUUGUGGCCUCUUUAUUCCUCUCCAGUAGUUUUGCUGCUCCAUCAUAGUUUUGUUAAGCACAGCAUCCAAACUGGGCUCAUGGUUUACCUGUGCUGACAAAGCACAAGCUGUAAACCACAGGACAAACCUUGGUUACAGCUCAUAGCUAGUCUGUAGAGAAUGAGGCCAUAGUAAUUGGCCCAAAGUUAGGGAGGGUCCAUAGCUUAGUGGUGAAGCAUAUGGUUUGAAUGGAGAACGUAUUGAGUUCAUUCUCUGUUAUUUCCAUGCAUGGCUGUUAAAGGCUUUUGCCUGAAACUCUGAAGAGCCUCGAACAGUGAAUGUAGACAGCACCAAGCUAGAUGGAUCAAUGGUCUGGCUCAACAUAAAGCAGUUUCCUGCAUUCCUAAAAUGACAGUAGGCAAGCAGUUCUAAAGCAUUAUUUGAGUCUGUGUUUGGAAGUUCAGACUAUGGCUUGGGUUCUAAAUGAUGGUUACUGCAAACCAUUGAGCCACUGCAUUUAAUGUGUAUGAUAAAACAAGGGCAAGUAUUUAAAGAAACACGUGAAAGCAUCAGAGAUGAUGGUUCGUUUCUCUCUGUAUUCAAUGCUCCUCUAUUCAUGAGCAUAGACUAAAUUGGCAUAUGGUCUGGCUCAGUAUAAGUCAUUUUCCUAUAUUCCAUUGUCUUCCGUUGCUUGUAUAGAUGAAGCCUACUCCAAUUUGUUUAAAACACUCGAUCCAUCCCACUUCUCUCAUUUUCGCUGUUGACUUGAGCACAUCCCUAAAUUUCACAUUGGUGUUUGCGGUAAUUAAGAGAGAAUUAAAGCACCAGCAUAAAUUUGUAGGCAUUAAGAUGGGGGAAGAGUAGGCACCUCUUCCAAUCCUCUUCUGAUCUGUUUUGCAGACAAGUGAGAGAAGCCACAGGAGUGGACAUCAAUAUGCGAGUCGGCAUUCACUCUGGGAACGUGCUCUGCGGUGUAAUAGGGCUUCGGAAAUGGCAGUACGACGUUUGGUCUCACGAUGUCUCCUUAGCUAACCGAAUGGAAUCUGCGGGAGUUCCUGGGUAAGGAUUCCCCAACCUGAAGGUGUAAUUCACUUGGGAAAGAAGCCUGGUGAAAUUAUGCCCUUUUUGUCGUGGUGCUGGAGACGUGUGGAAUCUUCACAACGCUAUGAGCAAAACUUGAGUAAUGUGCAUUGUACCACGCUAUUCAGAAGAAGGGCUGUUUAUUGCCUCUAAAGUCUAUGGAUGUUCUUUGCUGGUUGAUUUUCUUCCUUUCAUGCAUUUAUCAUUUGAUGUCUUGUCGUGGUUGCUCGCUGUAUAAGCCACAAAGGCCACAUCCAGACCAUACAUGUAAAGCACAUGGCAUGGAUUUGACCAUGGUUUUGAUAGUUUGCAUGGUUCCAUACCAUGCCUACCGAAUCCAUAAUUGAAAUGGCUCACAACCAUCUGGUUAAUUCUCUUUUAUAUAUGAGCAUAGAUGCUCUUCUGUCAUUGGAUAAUCCCCUGCCCCUCCCUGCCCCCAGAUCCUGAGUGUUGGCAUUGCUGAAGCUUUUCCUAGUGCAUAAAUAAUAACAAUUAACUGGCUGGAAGCUAGCAAGCAAAUGAAACAGUUUAAGUAAACAAAUGAUCACAUUAAGCAGUAUAAGAUGUUGAUUUACAUAAUUAAAACAGUGUUAGCAACUCCCCCCACACUGAAGCUCAACUCUGCCCAUGGACAAAUUUAUUAAAGAGUUUUAUCAAAGAGCUCUCCAAGUGGUGUCCAAAUAAGACCUGUAGGUAAAGCACAGGUCAAAUCCACCAACCAAUUUAAAAACACACACACAAAUGCAUAUAAAACCAUUGUAAUUAAAACACAGAUAAAAAUCAAUACAGCUUUUAAAAACAAAUAUAGCUUGCUGAUUGUAUAUCUGGGUAGCUGGUUCCCUUUUGGAGAACAACCCCAAUGAUAGGAAUGUGCAGGGAAGAAACUAUUUAACCGAAAGAAGGUGUGUGUAUAUGUAUUUGGAGCUUAGUGCAUUACAGCUUGGAUUGUUUCAGAACACUGCCUGAGAAACUGUGAGGCUAGCCAGCUGAGUAAACUCUUGGACGGUUCUGCGUUGUGUAAUAUAUCUAGAUGUUGCCCUCGAGAGCUUCCAGCCCUUUUUGAGAGCCAUUCAGCAACUUGUUCAGAGAGGGGUGGUGGAGGGAAGAGUGUUUUUUGGUAUAAAUUUGAAUUAAUGUUGACGGCCUCCCCAAGCACACGCAAGCUGUCCUUGAAAAUGAGAUUAGCAGUUUGCACAAGUAUUGAGAGUGUGUAUAUUUUAUAAUGAUCCCUAGGGCUACAGCUAAUCCAUGUGUGAGUCACUGUGCAUAUAAUUAACGUUUGCUUGCAUUAAAUUCAUGUGCGGUGCUGAAUGCUGCUGCAUGAUGGCAUCUGUUAAUAAUAAUAGUAAUCGUAUCGCCAUGAAUAUACAUAGUGCUUUGCAGACAAACACAAGAGAGGGGGAGACAGAUCAGUGCCUUAACAGGUUUACAGCCUAAAUUUUGCUUGCCUCAUCUCCCACACUGCUGAAAGAAAGGGUGCUACAUAACGUUUGUUCCACACUUGCAAGGAAGCAUUCCUGCAGCAUGGCAACCCCUGCACUUUGGUACUCCCUGCCCACUGAUACUAGGCAGGUGCUUUCUCUGUACAGUACUAUACUGCUGAAACCUUUUUGUUGUCAUUGCUGAAGGAAGCCUAUCCAGACAUGCAAACUGGGACAUGCAUUUUAAUGUGCAACUUUUAUUUUGUAAUGUGCGCUUUGAAAACUGCUCGUUUAUUUUGAAAAUUUUAGGUUAACUUGCUUUCAAUGUCUGAUAUUAUCAGUGUUUUUAAUGCGUAAUUUAUUUAAACCACUUGGAGGUUUUGACAAUUAAGCAGUAGAUAAAUCCUACAUACCUUCCUUAAUAAAAGAAGAUAAAACUGAAGGCACUGCACAAAGCCCAGUGAGAAAUGCAUGAACAAUUGUGCUAUGAUGGAUGGCAAAUAAGCAAAGCUGUUAAACAGCAAUGCUGCCAGGAUCCUGGAUUUGGCUUCCAAGGCGUGAAGCUGUUGAGAAGCACAGGCUUGUCAACAGCAGCCAUUGAUAUGGAAAUGAAUAACUUACAGUGACCUUUCUGCAAAUGUUUCAAGUCUUUUGUGCUCCUGUCUCUUUCCUCUCUCCAGCCGUGUACACAUCACAGAAGCAACCCUCAGUCACCUAGGCAAAGCUUAUGAAGUGGAAGAUGGGAAUGGACACCUCAGAGACCCUUACCUUGAAGCCAUGAAUAUCAAAACUUACUUGGUGAUAGACCCGAGGGUAGGUGUGCUUUUACCCUAAGAUACACGUGCAUAUCGCUUACAAGUGUGUGCACACAUUUGUCUUCCUGGCUUAUUAUUAUUUUUAGCAAGUUAUAAAUGGAAUGUUGCCUGGGAUCUCCCUCCCCAUUGGCUGAAGUGCUGUGAUGUCAUCACGUUCUCAGAUUGUUUGGGAAGUAGAUGCCCGUGGUAAAAUGUUUGCAAACGAUGUUGCAUCUGUGAAUGAAGUGGAAUUUAUUUAUUUAUUUAUUUAAGAGUUUGGCUAUGAAGAAUUUCAUACUGGAAUUGAGGGUAUGAUAACUGUGAGCUGUUUUUUUUUUCCAGGAAGGAAGGAGGGGCAGAGAUAGAAAUCCUGGGCAGACAAGGAUAGCAAAUGGAAUGCAGGUGGUGGCAAAGCUAGAUUGGGCAACCCGGAAGCAGAGUGGUUGAGUAAGCCCAUGGGUGUGGGAGACAAAAGGACGGAGUAGUGGUGGGGGAGGGGAGAGGAGCUAGGGAGAACCUUGCAUAGGGCAGGGAUAGCCAAUGUGGAGGCUUCUAGAUGGUCUUGGCUACAACUCCCAGGGUUAAUGGGAGCUGUUGCCCAUGAACAUGGUUGGCUUAUCCCUGGGGAGAAAAGGGAUGGAAAAUAAGAGCGAAACUCAGAACUGGGGACCAGUGAACCGUGCACAGUGUUGAUAUGAGUGAGCCUGAAUUUUCACAUUGAUUUGAACAAGCCCAAUCUGCCUGCAGGUUUCUGGGGCACAUUUGGGUUUCUGUGUGCAUGUGAGCCUGCGCAUAAUAUACAUCUGACAAAAAUUUUGUUGUGUGUGAGGGGGAGUCAAAUAAUUCGCUUUUUUAGUUCUGCGGUCUGCAAAAAACAAAACCCCACACCUUGUAUUUUGUAGCUGAAAUAAGUUGAGCAAGUCUGCAUGCUUAAUCGUGCUCAAGCAACCCCUCAAUUUAUUUUGCAUGGCUGUGCUUAUGUAUGUUUGUUAGUUGUUGUUGUUUUGCUUUGAGUUUCUCAAGCUAGGGAAAGGAGUUGCGGGGUGUGUAGGGGGGUGGGAAUUGGGACACCAAAGGCAAUAAACCACAAAGAAAGAUAGCGACCGUGGACUGAGAACUGGGAGCACAGACGGUGGGGAGGCAGGGCUGCAAUUGCAUAACGAGGCUGAAAUAAGUAUUAGACAUUCAGUUGCCAGGGUCCAUGGAUCCAUGAAACAAUGGCUUAUAGAGUUCGGUCUCCAAGGAACACUUCAAGUAUCCAGAAAAGGCUGCUCUUUAACUGUGUGUAAUUAAAAGAAUACGCUUCAAGCCUCCCACGUUCUGCCUUUAAGUGCAGCUCCACUGGCAUUCUGAGAAAAAGCAAUGAGAAAAUAAAAGGUACUCCAGGGUGAUCCAGUUUGUUCUGCUCAGCUCACAAAUGAAACUGUGUGCUGCAGUUGAGGCCAGCAUCCUCUUAAGCUGGUUCCCAAGAUUAAACGUGUGUUGAGUAUAUAGCGUGGAUGUGGCAUGAGACCUGUUGGACACACUCAUCAGCUACCUCUGGAUUGGGAGGAAAGGUGUGUAGAUCAACGGUCUCCAGAGUGGGCUGUCCUGUCCCCUAGGGGGCACUGGGGUUACCUAGGGUGGCUCUAAGAGGCAAGCGGCUGAGGUGUAAAUGAGUAUCAGUGGCAUCAAUGGCUCAAGUUAAUCAAAUCAGUUGAAUCAGUUAAACUAAAUGGUUUAAAUUGGAUUUUGAAUAAACGUGCAAUUAAUUGUUGCUGUUCAGAAUUUCAUUGUGUUGGUAGCUGAAUUGUCGUAUUGCGGAGUUGGAAGGAACCACAAGGAUCAUUUAGUCCCACCUCCUUCAAUGCAGGAAUCCUGUGAUUUAAGAGCUUCAUGCUCUACCAACUGCGCUAUCCCUCAGUGGAUUGUGCAAACCACUAUUCUGAAGAAUGCUUUCCAUGGGGUAAGGCACAGGGCACUGGGGUGAAGUUAAUGGAACUGAGGGGGAGAUGGCCCAAAAAUGUUUGGGAACCACGGGUGUAGAGCAUACGCUUUGACUGCAGAAGUUUCCCCUAUUCAUUCACCUACAUCUCCAGAUGAAAGAGUCAAGUGAUAAAUGAUGGGACAGUCCCCUGCCUGCCAUAAGGCACUAGAGAGGCCUUGCAGGUCAGAGCAGGCAAAAGCGGUCUGAAGUCAGUGUUGGCUAACCUGUUGCCCUCCCAGAUGUUCACGGACUCUAGCUCCCUUCAGCCUCCGCGUCAGCCAACAUGGACAGUAGCCAGGGAUGACAGGAGUUGCAGUCAUAGGAAGAGCCCAGCUGGGUUGGACUGAAGGCUGACCUAGUCCAUCGUCCUCCUGUUUUCUCAGUGGCCAAGCUGACCCAUGAGCAAGGUCUGAGUCCAGCAACAUAUGGAGGGACCACAGGCUCCCCAUCUCUGGGCUGGGUAGACAUAGCUUAUAAGGCUUCCUGUAUCAUUUCCUGUAUAAUUUCAUUUCACCAUGUUUAUUGUACCUGGCACCUGUUAAGACUUUUCUGUAAGACUGUUCAGAUGUGUAAUCUUAACAUAUAAGUUUGUUUUAAUGUGUAUAUUUCUUCAAUAACUUUUACUGAUAAAUUACACUGUUUGCUUGCUUUUAACGUUCAGUUUUUAACCAGUAUUUUUUAACAAAUGUCUCAUGUUUUAUGGUCACCGUUUAGAACAGCCUUCACCAACUUGGCACCCUCCAGAUGUUUCAAAACUCAUUUUGGCUGAAGCUGGUGGAAGUUGUAGCUUCGAACAUCUUAAGUAUCAUAGAAUCCCUCUACUGCAAUGCAGGAAUAUUCAUUCAGCUGUCCUUUACGGGCAUCAAACCGGCAUCCUUGGCAUUAUCGGCAGCACGCUCGAACCAACUGAGCCAUCUAGCUAUCCAAACUGGAGAGUGCCAGUUUGGCUUAGAGGUUACGGAUGAGUCAGCAGUACAGUGGUACCUCAGGUUAAGAACUUAAUUCGAUCUGGAGGUCUGUUCUUAACCUGAAGCACCACUUUAGCUAAUGGGGCCUCCCGCUGCCGCUGCACCGCUGCUGCACAAUUUAUAUUCUCAUCCUGAAGCAAAGUUCUUAACCCGAGGUAAUAUUUCUCGGUUAGCGGAGUCUGUAACCUGAAGCAUAUGUAACCCGAGGUACCACUGCAUAUAAAUUCUGUCAAAUAAUUUCAUUUGUUCAUUAUAUCCAGUUUUCUAAAAUGUACACUUGGCUGUCUUGUUUCUCCCCGGGUUCAGUCUAAGCAGCGCACUUCCAACAACCACCUCCCACAAACCACCAGAGUGCACGAUGGCUUGAAGAUGAGGGCCUCUGUCCGGAUGUCGAGGUUUUUGGAGACCUGGGGGGCCGCCCGGCCUUUUGCUCACCUAAACCACAGAGAGAGUGUGAGCAGCGAGACAACUGCACCAAACAGAAGGCAUAGGAGGGUGAGGCUCCAUUGCUCUUUCUUUCCAAAACCCUCAGUUUGGACUUGGUUGGCUUUUGGUUGUUGUUGUUGCUGCUGCUGCAAGGAGUCAGAAGUAAAUAUUGGAAACAAAGGGUAGAAAAAGGGAGAGAAGUCCUGUCCUGUCCCAUCCCAUCCCCCUCCCACUUUACUUAUGGGAAGUGGAGUUUGUGGCCCAUUGUGGCUAUGAAGUGGGCAGGUACAGCCAUUUCCCAGCUUCAGCACGGCAGUGGAAGGUGUUUUCCUGCAUGGCUAGCUGGGAAAUCCCAUGAGACAUUGGGGGCCAACCUGAUGGGCGGGAUGUCAGAACGGACCUGGGUGAAGACUUCACCCACCCAGGUCCCCUCUGAGGUGAUUUAAAGGGCUGGGGUCGUAUGUAUUACAUACAUAUCAGUUCUUCUUUUGACACCAGUCUCAGUCAUAGGGUGUACAGAUGGUCAACAAAAAGUAAAAAAUAAAUAAAUCCGGAAGCACAGUCCUUUUUUAACACCUUUCCACUUGUGGCUUAUUUUAUUUUAUUUUUUUACGUUUUAUUUUAUUUAUUUUAUUGCAACAAAAUCCUGUGUUAAGAUGUUAAGGAUGUUAAGAGAAAAUAUCACAGCGAAGAGCAGCAUAAGAGCAACCAUAAAAUUACAUUUAGAAAGCAAAUAUAAAAUAGAUAUUUUCAUAGCAAAAGUGAAUAAAGCUAUAAAUGUCAGGUCACGUAGGGCAUCUGCUUCCCUACCUAGGCAGUCUUGCAAAUGACACAAAUCUUAGGUUUGUUCCCCCGUCGUGCCACUUCCUGAGAGGAAGCCAGCCCCUUACGUUACAGAUGCAGAAACUCAGCCAACCAUUUAAUAUACUUUCUAUGUUAUGGGGAACUCACAGGUCAGGGGCUCUUCUGUGCAGCACUGAACGUAUUUUGCUUGUUGAAUUCAUUAAAUUAUAUUUACAUGCUUUAAGAGGGAGGGUUGGGAAAGCAUUAAUCCCCUAACUUUUCUCUCUUGCUUAGGAGAUAGCUCUGCAGUUGGUGAGCCGUCAGAGGACUACAGAGAGGCAAGUCAUGCAUGGUUAUAACACAUGUUAGAUCGUGCUGUGUUGUGGUGUUGUGUGUGUGUAUACACACACACACACCCUACCUUCCAGAACUGUGAUUAACAAGGCAGCUAGAAAGUUACUGUUACUACUACUAAGCCAGCACAACCAACAUAAUAUAAGAUGUUUACAGUAAGAAAAAGCUCUGGGACCUCCCUGGAAGAGAAGCCCUUUUGCUAAGCAUCUGAAAGGUCAGUGAAGAUGGAGUUGUACAACUUUGGUGCCCCUGUCAAGAAGGCCCUGUCUUGUGUAGCACAUAAAUUGGUUUGCAGAUCUUACUGAAGGCUCAGUAACUCCACUGCAUGUGGUCUCUGAAUCACUUUCUUUGGAAUGUUCUUCUUAUUCUGCACAAUAUUCCUCUGUGACUUUAUCAGAAGUAGGCUGCAUAUUAUUGUCUUGAUUUUUGUAUUAGAUUUGGCUGAUUCUUCUCUCUGCACAGUUUGACUUCAGAUUUACUAUUUUUAGCAGAGGAGUGCCCUCGUGAAGGUUUUCAUGCAAGAAAAUUAUUAUUAUGAUUUUUAAAUCACCACAUACUAGGGUUGCCACCUUUAGCAUUUCCUCCCUAAACAUUAUCCUCCAAAAUAAAACAAAGUUGUCAGGCGGACAGUGAGUGGCUUAGAGGGAAAGGAGUUACAGUGAGUUGUGGAGGGAUUAAGCACACCUCUCCUUAGCUGAUUCUCCACUGAAAAUCCACCCCGCUCCUAAAAUAGCAAGCAGUCAGUGUUUACUUCCAUUACAUUGCAUAGUUAGGCUCAGAGAUGGCUUUUAAAAUGGUUAGAAAAAUUCCUGGAAGAUGAGGUCUAUCCAAUUUAGCUCUAAUAGCUAAAUGGAACCAAGCCCAAAGGCAGUAUAACCCUGAAAAUCCGGUGCUGUUAACAGGCAACAGGGGAGCGCACACAAGUCUGCAUUUACCUGGCAAACUGUGGCAAACAAACUGCUGGACUAAAUGUUAUGUUAUGUGCAGCUAGCUCUGGCAGAAGCAGACAAAUGUGUCUGAGGAAGGGAGCAAAUGGACUUGGGCGGUGUUUUCCUCCUGUGCUCUUUCUUUUGUCACUUUAUUUACCCAGUGUUCAGGCAGCUGUGGUUCUUCUCACUUUCUCACCCCCAACUCCACAUAACAGUCCCUGAAUUUAGUCUCUCAAGCAGAGCGGUAUCACUUUGAGGUCUGGGUGAGCCAAGGCAAGUGAAGAGAAGAAAUCCACAGCACUUAGCAAGCUGCUCCCUUCUUUUCCAUCUCUAUCUCUAUCUCUAUCUCUAUCUCUGUCUCUGUCUCUGUCUCUGUCUCUGUCUCUGUCUCUGUCUCUGUUUCUAUUUCUAUUUCUAUUUCUAUUUCUAUUUCUAUUAUUUCUAUUUCUAUUUCUAUUAUUUCUAUUAUUUCUAUUUCUAUUUCUAUUUCUAUUUCUAUUUCUAUUUCUCUCUCAUACUCUAGACUCCUCAGCAGAGCCAGGCAGCAGAAGCAUGAGUAAGGAUGGAAUUUUCUGAAAAUCUGAAUAUCUAGCAUAUCUGCACAGAUUUUUUCUAAUCGCAUCUUGCUCAUUAAUUUUGAUUGGAAGCCUUCCCCCCCCCCCGAGCGUCAGCUAUAAAUCUUAACAGUGCUCAUACACAUUAUUGUAUAUAUACUAUUAUAUGUCAUGUAUUCCAGGUUUCCUGAAGUAACUGGCACAUAGACAAGUACAUGCAAAAAUGUGUAUGUAUUAGGCAACAUAUUUGUAAAAUUAUGCAUGAGCCUUGACUUUUAUGUAAUAUUUGUAUUUUGUUUAUAUAGCUUCACAUAUAUUUAGUGUUUGGGGGGGCAAUACCCCCAAGAUUGCAGAAAUGGCUCUGAUAUAACCACAGGCUCAAUACAAGAGGCAAUUUGAUGUGAGCAAAGCUCAGUCAGGCUGGAACCACCAAGUUCUGCGUAUAAAUUGGUUUAAAAUGGGUUCCUCCUUCAUCCCUUAGCAUGAAAUUAUCUGUGAACGAAUCAAGUGGCAUCAGACAAGGGCUGGGCAAAGAGGGGAAAACAGUGUCCUAGAUACUUCAGCUCUUUCUCCCAGCCAUUCCUAGAUCAUGCACCACCUCUGGGUCAAAGGUUGCUCUGCAACAUCAGAUGUAGGUAGAGCUUCCAACUGCUGUAUCAUCUCAGGUGAGAAACAGGCAGGUUUACUCCAUGCUCAUUAGUUAUUUUGUUCACAACAAACAAAUCAAAUUUUUGCUUUAAAAACACGCUCUUGCACAUUACUUUAGGACUCCAAGCUUUUUCAAGACGCAACACAGAGAUCCCCCCCGGAAAAAAAAACCAAACUUGAGAUGUUUGCUUUUAUUUUGUCCACCUUAUGAAGACAGGCUGCUAUAACAUUAGUCUUUUCACAGGUGAUUAAUCUGAUCAUUUCUAAUCAAUGCAUGACAUCAAAUUUCUCUCUCCUUUCUCUUUCCCUGUGUUUGUUUGUGUGUGUUAGUCUGGAUAGGUCUAGACAAGAACCGUUGUGUCCUCCUUCGGUUGUAAGCUAUAAGUGAGUUUCUCUUUCUUUCUUCUGCUUUCUGUGUAUGCCUUGUGCCAUAGAACAACUAGAUACUCCCUUGCUACUUUCUCCUCUCUCUGCACUAUAUUUAUAUCUAAGCAAUACUUGAGAUACCUUGGGCCCCCUUUGUUUAAAAUUGGCCAGCGUGCAUUUUCAGCUUUUGCCUCUGCAAAAUGUAAUUAAAAGGUAUGUAAUGAUUACUCAGUGCACCUGUUCUCCUGCAUUUUGGGGAAACGUUUCAUCUGGAUGAUGUUUCUCUGCCUGUCCUUAGGAAUACCUCUCAGAAAGGAAGGAUGGAAGAAGAAAUUAACGACAAAAUGAUGUCAACCAUCGAGGGCCUCAGUUCAGCCAAGUAAAGGCACCACUCUUUUCUUCCUGUCCUUGAGAGAAUUGCCUCAUCUGCAGAAGGGGAGGGGCAGAAAAGAACGGGGAUUUUCCCCAUGCUUAUUUUCUAUAGUAUGGGAGUGUGCAGGCCUACUUAGAAAUAUCGCCCCUUCGUCAUAAAUGUGUGUGGAGAAAACAGAUUGUGUUUUCUUCAGUGAUAAGCAAACACACUCCUCUGCUGCUGCCUUUUCAGUGAACUGUAACAUGGAAAACAGGUUAUGGGGUUAAGCGUAAAGAGCGCUGCACUUCUGCAUAGGUUUCAGGUUCCCAGAAUUGUAGUCCAAAAACACUGGUUUAAAUAAUCAGAAUUACCCUGUGUUGAAAACACAGCUCACAGCUGUCUGACUGCUACAAAACCCUCGGUUGGCUCAGUUUUGAGAAGAACAAAAAAGUAGAAAACCAGAAGUGGGCUUGACAAAACAGGAAAUUGAGAAAUGUCCUCUUAUGACAUGACUAUUAAUUAGGAGGUCUAUUACUCCGGCUCCUAAAGAGCACUUGUGAAAUCAGGAAGCUUUUUGAGUUCAGAGUAAGAGUCUUCAGGUUAACACAAUACAGAUGUCAAGGGAUUCACAUGACACCCUGCUGUUUAUUGUCUCUGGCAAUACUAGGUAAUCCUAAGAAAUGCAGCUUUUUGAAAAAUUGCACAGUACAAACUUCAGAUCAGAAGUACACAAAUGGAAUUCCAGAGUUCUCUGCAAAUUUCUGCAAGGUCUCCUCCCACCUCUGCAGCCCUGGCCUGAAUUCAGGGUUCUUCUGUGAGUUCAAGGGGGUGGGGGUGCAAAGACCCUCACUUUUAGCAGGGAUUGGCUCCAGUCGAGAACUCCUGAGUAGAGCCAAUCCCAGCAGGGCUUGCUUUUGGUGCCAAAUUAAGUACAUGCCGAAGGCAAAAUCAACUUGCAGAGGAACAACCGGCAGCCUUUUCUAGGGCUCUCGAUUGUUUCUCCACAGAUGUGUGUGGCCAGGGGUAGCGAUGCAAAAAAUCACAUUGAGGGCCAAAUUAGGAGGCUGGAGGUUCCCCAUCCCUGACUUAGAAUAACAGUGGUCUUGGUGCCUUAGAGCGCUGGUCUUCCACUGAAGAAUUGAGGCCCACUACUGAGUCACAGCCACACAGAUGCAUGCCAGGAGAUUAAGAAAUGGUCCCUGGAUGUAUGAUUGGCUUAAAAGUGGGUCCUGGGUUUGUAAAGCUGGGAGAUACCCGCUCUAGGGUAUUCAUAGUGCUUUAGUUAUCUUAGUUAUUUUCACAACAACCAUCUUGUAAGAUAGUCCGUAUAGCAUAGAUGUGGGGUGAGUCUAAGUCUGGAGUGAGGACCACAUCCCUAAGGCUGCCUCCUGAGUUGAUGGCAGUGGUGAGAUCUUAUUUAUGGGUCUUCUCAGUCGUUUGUGCUUUGGGGAGUCCAAGUUCCCUCCCCACACGUACCUAUUUGCGGUUCCAUCUUGCUCUGCAUCGUUUUAUCCUGCUCCCAUGCAUAUGUUUUCAACAAGCAUUUCUUCUUCAAUGCAGGCCGUGGUGUGGUAAAAAAGACGACUUCCGUGGGCUGUGUGGCUUCUUGCUAUGUUUCGUAGAAAUGGAGCUUGAGAAAGAGGUUAGUAAACGAAGCUUUGUGGCCUUCCUGUUUGUAGAAUCUCGGGGAUGGAAGGUGGUCCCCCUGAGGCAGGAAUUUCCAUGCAUCCAUCCUCCAUUGGCACCACAGAAAAGCAACCUGAUUCUUCCUUGGGGCAUCACCUUGUUACUUGAGUCGUUGGGUCCUCCUCAUCGUACCCUUUGAAAGGUUGAGCACCACCAGAAACUCCUUUUGGGAAAAUCUGAAGAACUACUUUUCUGAUAAGGCUGCUCAGAGGAUAUGAUUGCUAAUUUUAAAUAUCUGAAGGUCUGUCAAAUGGAAGAGGGAGCAAGCUUGUUUUCUGUUGCUCCAGAGGGUAGUGCCAGAACAAAUGGACUCAAAUUACAAGAAAGGAGAUUCCAGCUAAACAUUAGGAAGACCUUACUAACAGUAAGAACUGUUUAUUGGUGGAACGAACUCCCUCAGAAGGUGGUGGACUUCCUUCAUUGGAGGUUUUUAAACAGAGCUUGGAUGGCCCAGGGAUCCUUUUGCUGUGGUUUUUGCAUUGCAAGCAGUUGGACUAGAAUGGUGAUCCUAAGGGAUCCCUUGCAGCUCUUCAGUUCUUUGAUUCUGGAUUGAGGAAAAACUACAUUUUGUGUGUGCUAUAAACAGGCUAGUGUGUACACAGCCAAACUCCCAGCCUUGACCUAGGGAGGACUUAAUUCAUCAGAGAGGCCAAAGUAUUCACAAUGCCUACUCUCCGGCUCAAUAAAUCUGUCCUUUCUUUCGCUCUGUAAUCUCCCCAGAAAGCAAAGCUCACUUAGGUCUUCAUCAUUUCUUGCAACUUCCACUCUUCACUGCCUCUGCCCCACUCCCACACUUGUUUGACUUUCCCGCCUUUCUUGUUCAAGUACCCAUUGUGUCUUGGGCGCACUGCUUGUCCCUGGUGUCGCACCAACACCAAUGCUCGUUUCUGAAAUGCUGAGAUGGUAAGACAACACCGGAACUCAGUCCUCCUGCCCAAACCCUCACAAGGAUAGUACAACAAACUGGGAGACAACAUAGAUUUUAUUUUUGAUCUUCCUCCUUUCUCUUCCUCAUCAUGCCCUUAGAGAGGAGGAAUAAGAACUAUUCAUUUAAUUUGCCUUUUUUAAGUUGUCAGGUUCUAACAUUCGUGUCUUUUUGUGGCUGUAGCAAAGAACUUGUUUGAUAGAAGGCUCUUUUUGUCUAGAAGUUGCAUGUAGCACCCAAGAAAGCUAGUCCUUAUGAGCUGACCAAAAUUAUGUAAAUCCGAGCUAAUGUCUUUGUUUUGUUUCCCCAUCUCCAGUAUCGCACAAUCCCGAUCCCCAAAAUGAGGGGUUAUUUUGCCUGCGCCAGCAUUGUGCUGCUGUGUAUGUUCCUUGUACAGAUUUCCAUAAUGCAAGGGUAAGUGGUCCCCCCCCCUUUUCCUUUUUAAAUAUGUCUCAUACAAAUCUGCUACAAGGGCAGUUUAAUGUAAUUUGGAGAUUGAAGUUAAUGCUGCCCCCUGGCUCCAGAUUGCAGAAUUGGCACUGUUGCGACUGCUACGUAAUAGACGUCCUCCGUUUGUAAGAGCUUGGAUCAUAUAAUGAGGCAGCACCCACAGCUUUGGAACUCCCUGCCUAUUGAUAUCAGCCAGGCUCCUCCACUGUAUUCUUCUCAGCCCCUGAUAAAACAUUUAGGCAAGCCGAGGCAGUUGUUCCAUAUGUUCCAAAGCUAAGCAUGUAGGAACACUGAAGAUGCCAGGUGCUUUGGUUUCAAGAGACUGGUGUGCAAGUUCUGUUCCAUACAGCGGAACUUCAAGGAAAACACAACUAAAAUUCACUCCAACAGAAGGUACUCCAGAUGGUUUGCUCAUGUAUGUGCACAGAAAAUAGAUCCAGCUGAAAGGAGAUUUACAUUGAUUGCUGCAAUGCAUCCCUAUUGAUUGUUAUUGCAUUUUUAAACCAUAUUUUAUUGAUUUUCAGAUAUACCAGGACCAAGGAAACAACAACAUUAUUGUUGUAUAAGCUUAGAAGGUUGCAUGAUCUUAGAAGGGUGUGUGGCUUGGGGGGGGGCAUGGCUGUGAGAAUCAUGAAGAGACUCUGCGCUUGUGAUUAUUUUUAUUUAAUGAAAAUUGUACACUGCUUCAUUGUUUUUAAAAAAACCCCACACCCUCAAAGCAGUUUACAAAAAGAUAAAAACCCUACCUUUAAAAGAUAACAAAGGUUAAAAUACUAAAACGGAUUAAAAUCACCUCAACUUUUUAAACAGCUAAACAGUAACGUGUGUAGCAGGCACCGAAAAGGGUAGAGCAAAAGUGCCUGCUUGAUCUCAACAGGCGGAGAGUUCCACAGUGCAAAUCCUGCUUCACUAUAUGAUCGAGUUCUUACAAAGGUGGGACAGGUAAUGGGGGCCUCCUGCAGUAAUUCCACUUCCGCCAACUGAAGUGGUUGAGUGGGCCCAGGCCACUGCAUUACACUACUGUUUGCCACUGCACUACUGUUACUGAUUCAGCGCUGCCUCCUCUGGCCAGCAGUUAGCUCUUGAAGGUUUCAGACAGGGGUCCUUUAUAUCGCUUCCACCUGAGAGAGCCUUUUAACAGCAGCCGCAAGGGAUUGAACCUGGCAUCGUCUGCUUGCAAAGCACGUACUGUUCCACCAGAUUAUGGUUCUGUGCCCAAGAUGGGAGUCCAGAUGGCCCCGAUUAGCAGCCCAUGUUCCCGCUCUAGAUGACAGGAAUGAAUAGAGAGAUGGUAUGUAAUUGGAGAUGCGGAACCAAGGAAAUUUGCCUCCUUAUCUUUUUGGUGCUAGGGUGUUAUUGCCUUGGGUAAUAUCCUGAACCAAAAGCCUUGCUAAUUGCAGGCAAAUGUAAUGCUUUAAACAGAGAGUGUUGGAGAGAUUCUAACAUUUCAGGUUUGGGGGGGAAGUGCUGCUCAAUUAGCUUUGAAAGUCAGAAACAAAACCUGCAAGCAACUUGGCUAUCAAAGGGAUUAUAUAUUCCCCCAGGAACUCACGACAGUCGAAGCAUGAAUAACGUUUUUCUUUAGCUCUGCAUCAUCUGUUUCCACCCACCCCUUCCUCUCUUUCAGAACGUCAAAAUUAGGGAUUCCAUUUGGGGUCGUAGCUAUCAUAAUGGGGCUAAUUUUGUGUGUGUGCUUUGCUGAUGACUGUUGGGUAAGUAAAAAAGAAAAAGAAAAGAAAAUGUCCAAAGCAUUAAAAAAAAGAAAAAGAAAAUUGUACUGCCAGAUAGUAUGUGUUUGCCUUAAAUGCAUUUGCAUUGAAAUUUUUUUAUAUCACUGGGGUAAAUGUAAUACCAGCUGUGCUUGUAAAAAUCUCCACAUAUUAUUUCUACCUGGGGCUGUUGAUCUGGAUCCUAAGAAUUGCUUAGUCCAUGGUUGUGGAACUCGCUUUUUUUAACAUAAGGGCCACAUUUACAGUUACUAAUUUCAAGGUUGCCAUGGCCAAUAUCUAUCAGCCAUUGUCUGCCUGGCUUAAGUGGGAAUGAGUUUAGAUUCCUCCUGAACAUCAGUAGUGGGGGAGGCAGGCACACCUCACCAGGUAAGGCAUUCCACAAACAGGGAGGCACCACCGAGAAGGCCCUGCAGUUGGGCAGUGCAGUUGGGCAGCUGCUGGAGGAGACACCACCACCAAGAGGGCAUGCCCUGCCUGCCAAUCACAGGGCCCAUUGUGGUUGGUAUUGGGGAAGUCAUUCUUCCCCAGGAUCUGCCUUCCCAUUCAUCUUGCAGUGGAAAGCCACACGACCCCCUUCUGCUGUACAAAACCACGUUGCUAGUAAACAAUGGCCUUGCGGCAUUGGCAGCUGCUGGAGAGAGAGAAGUAAGACCAAAGCUCUUCCAUUUUAAGAACUGUGUGCGAGGAAUCGCCUCCUGUAAACAGCAGAAAAUGUCAAACAUUUGUUGCUAUAGCAUGGUUGUAGGGAAGGAGGUAAGAGCUGGUAUGCUUAUGUGUCAUGCUGUGCCUCUGUCAUCUGUUUGCAGAGACCCUGUUCAAAGCAGUGGCCCCCAGCCCGCUAUCUCCGCACGCUUUCAGAGAAAAUGGAGACAAUGCCAGCCGUGAGGCUCCCGCUGGCCACUAUUGCAAUCGGCUCUCUGUUAAUUCUAGCUGUUUCUAACUUGGUAAUUCCUUUUCUUUAUUAUUUCAUGAAAUUUAUACACCGCUUGACUCUAAAGGCAGAAGCAACCCCCCCCCCCCAAAAAAGCAGUCUGUAAAGAAAAUAAAAAAAAUGAAUAGACUUCCUCAGCAUUCUCUGCCCUCUAGCAGAAGGUCUCUUGCACUAGCAGACAGGUGAGUUUUAAUAUUACGCAACAGAGGAGUUGCACAAUCUGUUGUGCAGCAGAGCUACCAGCAACCUGCCUAUGCAUUCUCUUUCACAACAAUGUUCUGCUUCUGCAGAAUUUUAAACUAUGCAGCACAUAAUUAAACUGUGGAACUCAGUCCCACAGAAGGCAGCGAUGAUCAUCAACCUAGAAGGCUUAAAAGAGCCUUAGACAAAUUCAUGGAGGAAAGGGCUCUCAGCAGCUACUAACCAUGAUGGCUAUUCUCUGCUUCCUCAGUUGGAGGCAGUAAUGCUCUUGAAAAGCAGUUUCUGGAAAGGGAGAGUGGAGAGUGAUCUUGUGCUCCAAUCCUGCUUGCUGGUUUCCCACCGGCCUCUGGUUGGCCACUGAUCCAGCAAGCUCUUAUGUUCUUAACAUUUCAAGUAAGACUAAGGGACUAAGUGAUUUCAAGAGCUUAAUUCAUUGCCACAAGCUGUGAUAAUGACUAGUAGCUUCAACAACUUUAAAUAUGGAUUGUACAAAGGGUGGGUAGAUCUAUCAGCUGGCAUCAGCCAGUUCAUUUGUUCACCAUAAAGGGUGGGAUUGCAGAUUGUUUUAGCUAAGGCUCUUAUCCAUCGGGUUGUGUUCUAAGUAGCACUAACUUGCCCCAUCAGUGCAAGGAUUUACAGUAGUGCAAUAUAAUUCCCCCCUUCCUCUCCCAACGUGCCACCUAAAUCUUUCUAGGCAUUUUCACAGUUCUCCAAAGCAGAUUUGCGGAAGGAUGCGGGGCACACAUGGCAGGAAGAGAGCAGGGAGGAGAAGUCCCACGGCACAAGUGGAAAUCCUUUCAUUGACUAGACGCAUUGGUGAUAACUGCCAUUGUUUUGUAAUAAAGCUAUGUAUUUGAAUUCCUAACUAGCUUCUAAUUUUUUAAUUAGCACACAGACCAGACUAUUGGAAACUGCACUACACCAAACCUGGUGAGUUUUAAAAAGCAAGUUUUGUUUGCUAUAUUAAUAACCUUUGGUUUAGUAGCCCAAGAUCAGAGAUCUAUUUCUUAUUUAAAAUGCAAACUUUUUAAAAAUUACUGGUGUUCUAACCAUCUAGCUUUUCUAUUACCUUUCUCUUUGCAUUUCACUGUUACAUUUUAAUUCUCCUUUCAUGUGUACAAUAAAACAAAACGAGAGGGGUUUUUUUAAAAAAAAAUUACCCUAAUGAUCUAUUCAGCUUCUCAGUUUUGGAAUCCUUUGGUUGUAUUUUAAAUUACUCAUGAUCCACGUGCAGAAGCCUUGGCCAAAAAAAAGUGUGGUGGUGGCAGCGGUCAAAAAUAAAUGAAUGAAAUUGACACUUGAGAGAGAGAGAGAGAGCCCAGCUCACAAUCAAGGCAUGGAGAAGGGCCAUUGCUUAGUGAGCGGUUCUCAACCUGUGGGUCCCCAGAUGUUGUUGGACAACUCCCAUCAUCCCUGAGCUCUGGCCUUGCUAGCUAGGGAUGAUGGGAGUUGUAGUCCAACAACAUCUGGGGACCCAAAGGUUGAGAAAGGCUGGCUUAGAUGGAAAGCAUCUGCUUUGCAUGCAGAAGGGCCCAGGUUCAAUCCCUGGCAUCUCCAGGUAGGGAGAGAUCCCAGCCUGAAACCAUGGAGAGCCGUUGCUCAUCAGUGUAGGCACUACUGAGCAAGAUGGACCAAUGGUUUGACUCAGUAUAAGGUAGCUUCCCGUGUCCCUAUGUUCAUCCCUGAGCUGCUCCAUUCUGAAAUAUUCAUUAUGGUUCAAGUCACAACAGCUCCAUGUUUUCUUUAGCCAACCACCAGACAGUCCUGUCGAUUAAUCAUUUUGCUCUGCAUGUUGAUGGAGCCUGGCCUGCCACAGACAACAAACAAUAGUCUCUCUCUCUCUUUCUCUUUCUCUUUCUCUUUCUCUUUCUCUUUCUCUCCUGCUCUAACAAAGCAGCAGGUGGGCAACAGUUCUUCUGAAAACAGCGACAUGCUGAGAAUUGAAGCUGAGACCUACUCAGUGAGUAAAUUUGAUCUUAAAAUAUGGGUUUAGAUACAUGCUGGAGAGAAUUGCUUAAAAAAAAAUACCAACACUUGUGCAAAAGCAGGCUGUUGGUUCUCUUUGCUUGGCUUCUGGCCACAGCAGAAAAGUGAGAUUGCCUCGCUUUUCCAAUGCCAACAUUCCGUUGUGCUCCAGCACGAUCAAGAAACAACUCAAGUUAGGGCAAUGCAGAGAAUGGGCUGGCUUGAUUUCUAAUGGAUCUGGCCACUGGGUUCUGGUGGGGUGAGGGAUAAAAUUUCAUGUAAAUAUGUAUGAAUUUUCAUGAGGACUUUGCAGUUUUUAAAAAAAACAGAUAUGAAAAUGUGGAGAACAGAAUUUAGGAUUGGAGAAAUGAGAAACUGAGAGAAGCCAAAAUUGACAAAUUUGCCCAUACCUAGGACAUGACUACAUAGGCAAUCAGUGUGCCAUGAUAUUAUUUAUUUUUACACACACACAUACACACAUAUACAUACAGAUUUUUUUAAAGCCGCUCCUCUUCUGUUCCAGUAUUAUACCUACUGCUGCCUUCUGGGUUUCAUUGCCUGCUCUGUGUUCCUUCGAAUGAGCUUUGAACUGAAGCUUAUCCUUUUGUCAGGAGCCGUCGUUGGGUAUUUCAUUGUAUUUAAUAGCAACCUGCUUUUGUGCUCCAGCCGCAGCAACGUCAGUGACUCCACCACAAGGUAUGGUAUCUUGCUUCUCAAUGGUAACAACACUCUGUAAGCUGAUGAUGAGCUUAGUGGAAUUGCAAACUGCUGCUCCGGGAAGUGAUCUCAUAGAUUACAGUUUCUUAAGAAGCUGGGAACAGACCCAAAGUAUGCUGCAGCAUAGUGACAUUAGCUGCAUUAGGAACCCUUUUCCACCAGUGAAAAAGUUGAGUUCUUGGGUAUUGUGUGGAUAAUGAUUACGCUAGUGUUGCAGUGCAUUUGCUGUCACUGCAACAUGUCGCACAAGACCUUCCUCCUACCUGAAGCAUUUUCAGAUGUUUAAACCACUCUGCCAUUUUCAUGCAAACACAGGAAAUUGCCUUGUGCCAAGUCAGACUAGAGAAGACCCUAAAUGGCCUCCUUACUUAUCACUGUGUUCAUCGGUGAUGAACUUGGGAGGUCACCUCGUUGCUUUUCUCUCUUGGCCCACCUGCACCAUACAGUUAAAGUGCUACGAUACGACUUUAAAUAAGCCAUGGCUUCCUGCAAGGAAUCCUGGGUGCUUAGAGCAUUAGGAGACCCCUAUUCCCUCUCACAGAGCUACAAUUUACAGAGUGGUUUAACAACCAAUUCCUCUUUACAGGGAGCUCUGGGAAUUGUAGUGCUAUGAGGGUAAUGGGGGAUCCACUAUUUUAUGUUUACAAACUUAUUCUCUCUCCGACACCCGUUCAAGAUGGUGCAUAAUGUGGAAUUUGCCCAAUCAAAUCUCAAACUGGAAAAAAGCCCCAUCAAAUAUUUUUUGUUUCAUGAGCUGGAAAUGCUGCAAGCUUGUCUUCCAUUUUGACCUCUUGCCCUUGAGAGUAGUAUUUAUCCGAGUAUCAAACUCAGAAGCGGAUGGCAGUGGUGUUUACUUAACCCUACAAACCCAGGGGUGUCCCCCCCCCUUGCAGGAGACAAUAUUUGACAGUAAUUUAAUUUCUUUUCUACUGUGGAUGGGUGUCUUUGUGUCUUGUGAAUGGUUCCAAUGUGCAAUCUGGCAAACUCUUGUUUGUAGUCCUCUGUAUCGCUUGAAACUUUGAACGUUUUAGAGAUGCAUUUCCAAAAAUUUAAGCAUGGGUGUUUCACACAUAGUUCCAAAUGCUUUUAAAAUGAAUGUUUUUGUUUUGUUUGCUUUUUGUUUUAGGUUUUUUAUGAAAGAACCAAGAAUAAUGACAAAUUUAUACCUGGCUCUGUUUUACAUAACUUUGGUUCUACUGUCAAAACAGGUAGGCAACUCAGUCCUCAUAGGUGAGCGAUUUGCCCAGAGCUUUCUGUCUUCAGUUUAUUUGUGAUGUGACAUUCCGAAACUUUUUUUCUUCUUACUGUGAUUUGUGGGAAGAUUGAUUAAAUAAAUAAGAAUAAGAUUGAAUAAAUCAAUAAUUUUCAUGUGGUAGAAUGGAUGGUACCAUUUUAGUCUGCAGCUGGGGGGAGUAUGUGUUUGUUUGUUUUUAAAAAAAGACUCCACUAUGGGUAUCCCUGCAAAAUUAUUUUGUGGUGUUUUCCACAUCUGCUGCAUUUUGUAACAAAUCAGACACUAUAGGAUUUGUUCUGAAGUGCACACAGUCUCUCUAUGCUUGUGAGUUGUGUUUCCUCAGUUUGGCAGUUGGUUUUGAACGGUGGAAAGUCCCACUUGCACAGAGAUCAAAUCUGUGAGGCUAUUACUAGUGAUGAUGAUGUCUUAAUGACAGCUGAGGCAGGUCUGGGAAACACAGCGCAGUGAUUUGGGAUAAAUAAUUAGGUACGAUUUAAAAUAGAAAUGUGGCUUGUGGGAGCAUGUUAGACAAUUAAUGAAUGCUGCACGUGUACAGGAGUAUGGGCAUUUGUUUGUGGCUUAGUACAUUUGGCUUGCAUGGGGAAGAAAAUGUGUGGGGUGCAAUUUGGGGCGUCAGGGGUUAAAUACUUGGCUUAUUGGUCAAGUCUCUCAUUUUAAAAGAUUUCAAGCUUUUGAAGGAGGAACAGUUGAUUUCAUGGACAUUAAAAAUGUCAUGGAGCCCCUGAACCCACAAGGCAUUAAACAAGUUUGCUGCAAAUACACAAAGCUGUUUCUAGUAUUUUCAGCUUGUUGAUAUUAAGGCUGGGUUUCAUAAUUCCUUGGUUUAUUUGUUUUUUGCAGAUAGACUAUUACUGUCGUCUGGACUGCCUACAAAAGAAUAAAUUUAAACAGGAACACGAGUCGUUUGAAACUAUGGAAAACGUGAACCGGCUGCUGCUGGAGAAUGUGCUCCCAGCUCACGUCGCUGCCCAUUUUAUUGGGGACAAAUUAAAUGAGGUAUAGAACAAUAAGAUUCACAUUGCUCCAUUGUGCUUUCAUUCACUCCUCUGCUAAUUUUUAAGAGAUCGCUUGUUGAAAACAGCACGAGGACAAAGCAGUAGAAGCCCCAUGGUCUAAAGAGCAAAAUAAAUCUUAAGUCUCAUUCACAAUAUACACCUGAAGUGCUCAACCACUUUAAAGUCAUGGCUUACCCCAAAGACUUCUGGGAGCUGUCGUUUGUUAAGAGUGUCGUGAAGAGUGACAAAUUUCCGUCUCAGAGCUACAAUUCUCAAAAUUCCCUGGGAAGAAGGAGUGGUUGCUAAACCACUCUGGAAAUUGUAGAUCUGAGAUUUCUGACACCUAGCGUGCAUUUACGUCUUUGAAUUUACAUGUGCUUAGACCGUGUUGCUUUAGUUGUAUGGGGAGAUGGAAGCGACUGGUAGCGAACAAUGAUAUUGUUGAAACUGUUGUUGCAUUUCCUGCAGGAUUGGUACCAUCAAUCCUAUGACUGUGUCUGUGUCAUGUUUGCCUCAGUACCUGACUUCAAGGUGUUCUACACAGAAUGUGAUGUCAACAAGGAAGGGCUGGAGUGCCUUCGACUCCUCAAUGAAAUAAUUGCCGAUUUUGACGAGGUACCUCUUGAGGCUUGUGUGGACCUCUUGGUGUUGGGAUUGGUUCUCUCUCUGCCCGCCCCGCCCCCCUGCCCCAUGUUAAAUAGCCAGAAAUGAGUAUUCUCCCCUCAAGACUUCAGUGUAGUAAAGAGAGAUUUUCUUCUCCACAGAGGAGAGAAUUGGCUUCUUGAGUCAUGUUAGGAAGGUCCUUGGAGCCUGCUUGGCAGCACUUAAAAAAAUGUGACUGGUUGGAUAUGCAUCAGAAAGGUGUAUCAUAAUUCAGUGGGAGAACACAUGCUUUGAAUGCAGAAGGUUCCUGGUUCAGUCCCUGGCAUCUCCAGGUAUGGAUGGGAAUCCCUUCUGAAACCCUGGAGAGCCACUGCUAGUCAGCAUUGAGCAAAAUGGACCCAAUGUUCUGCCUCGGUAGGAAACAGCUUCCUAUGUUUCAGGGAGGGGGGAAACUGUGGUCCUCCCAUCUCCCAUCAGCUCCACCAUGUUCAGUGGACAGAGAGGAUGGGAUUUGUGGUCCAGCAGCAACUGUAGAAGGCCAGGAGGACAGUAGCCCUCCCUCGCUCUUGUUCCCCAUCAAGAGGCAUGCUGGUUCUGAUCCUGGAUCUGAUACUUCAUAGUCAUCCUGACUAGCAGCUGUUGAGAGCCUUGUUUUCCUUCCAAUUGACCUGGGUAUAAGGCAGCUUUCAUAUGAAGAAAAGUAUCCUUGAACCAGAGAACCAUGGUUUGAUUUGCAUGCUUGGGCAGGAUGACGCACCUACUUCUAAAACCUUAUCUUGAAAGGGUUGCCAUCAAGGGUCAAAACACGAUGAAAGGGGUGUGGGUGGGUGUAUUCAUGCAGGCAUAUUAAUCAACCUAUUGGGGAAGUCAGAAACACACAACCAAAUCUUAAAACCCACGCAUCCUUCCCAUGUAUUUUGUACUUGGUGAUCGGUAUGAAGUGAAAAAAAAUGUAGCAGGAAAACCAACCCUAUCUUGAGCAGUAUAGCCUCUUCCGCUUGUCUAGCUUAUUCCACUGGAAACUCUGGCCUGUGAGAAGACUGUAACAGGACAAAGAAUCAUCCAGGUCCUGGAUUUUAAUGGUUUUCUCAUUUUUUUCCCAAACAGCUGUUGCUGAAACCUAAAUUCAGUGGUGUUGAAAAAAUCAAAACUAUUGGGAGUACAUACAUGGCAGCAUCAGGACUCUGUGUUACCCCAGGCCAAGAGAAUAAUCUGGUAAGUCACCUGCUGAAAUACAAGCCACUUUGAUAGUGUGUGUGUGUGUGUGUGUGUGUGUGUGUGUGUGUGUGAAAGAGAGAGAGAGAGAGAGACAGAGAGAGAGAGAGAGAAAUCAGGGUUCUAAUUCCCACUCAACCAUGAAGCUCCCUGGGUGACCUUGAGUCAGGCACUGCCUCCCAGCUUGGCCUACCUCACAGGGCUGUUGUGGGGAUUAAAAGAGGAGGGGGAGAACCAUGUGUGCCCCCUUGAACUCCUUGGAGAAAAAGGUGGGAUAUAAAUGCAAUAAAGAAAAUGAAAUAAAUAAAUAAAUGUGAGUUUUGUUGCCAGCUACUUUAAGCAGAAAAGGGACGUGGGUGGCGCUGUGGUCUAAACCACAGAGCCUAGGGCUUGCUGAUCAGAAGGUCAGCGGUUCGAAUCCCCGCGAUGGGGUGAGCUCCCGUUGCUCGGUCCCUGCUCCUGCCAACCUAGCAGUUUGAAAGCACGUCAAAGUGCAAGUAGAUAAAUAGGUACCACUCCAGUGGGAAGGUAAACGGCGUUUCCGUGCACUGCUCUGGUUCGCCAGAAGCGGCUUAGUCAUGCUGGCCACAUAACCCGGAAGCUGUACGCUGGCUCCCUCGGCCAGUAAACUAAGAUGAGCGCCGCAACCCCUAACGGUCAGGGGUCACUUUACCCUUUACCUUACUUUAAGCAGAGAGAGGAAUGUAGGUGUCCACUGCUUUACCUGCAGUUCUAGGAUACACGUAUAUCUGCACUCCAUUAGUGGAGGGGUAGCUACCUCUGGCCAUCAAGAUGUCAUUGGACUAAAAAACCCCUUCUGGCUGGGGCUGAUGGGAGUUGUGAGUGCUGAAACAACCUGGAGGGCCACAGGUUCCCUACCCCUGCACUAAUAACUUAAAGCAAAGAUCCUCUUAACACUCUCCCCCCUGCUCCAAAAUAUUGUUUAGGACCAGGAAAGACAGCAUGCUCAAAUUGGCAUCAUGGUGGAAUUUGCGAUGGCUUUGAUGACUAAGCUGGAUGGCAUCAACAGGCACUCAUUCAACAAUUUCCGUCUCAGAGUUGGUAAGUUCAAUCCACUCCCCCCACCAAAAAGUGGUGGGGCAGAAUGAAUUAUCUUGGGGACACCACUGUAUUUCUUCCAUAUUCAGUGAUUUUAAAAAUCACUACAUCUUAGAAGAACAAUCUAAUCCAGCAUUCUGUUCUGAUAGCAGCAAACCAAAUAUCUGUGGGAAGCCCGCAAGCAAGAUCUGAGCACAAGGGUGCUCGCCUUUCCGUUGUUUUUCGGCAAGUGGUAUUUGGAAACAUUACUACCUCCAGACCUAGUGUGAUUUACACUAUUGCUUAAGAACCACAACCAAAGAACAUAAAAAGAGUAUUGCUGGAUCAGACCCAAGGGUCCAUCUGGUCCAGAAUCCCGUUUCCCACACUAGUUGAUCAGAUGCUUGUAGGAGGCCCGCAAGCAGAGCACAGAAACACGAGGCGCUAUGUUGUUCUCAUUCAGACCACUGGUCCACCUAGCUGGUCCACCUAGCCUCAACUGACCAGCUGGGUUUCAGGCAGGAGUCUCUCCCAGCUGGGAGUGGUUGGACUCCAGUUUCAUAUAGCCCCAGCCAGCAUGACCAUUGCUCUGAGUAUUCACUACUGACUGGCUCUCCAGGGUUUCAGGCAAGAGUCUUUCCCAAUUUUACCUGGAAAUUCCAGGGGCUGAACCUGGGACGACCUCCACCUCCCAGUAAGCUAAUGAAACCCAGAUAGUGUUGCUAUGACCAGAUACUGAUCAGCUUACAAUAACAUAGAGGUGGACUUCUUCACGGGGUAGUAGCAGUGUUCCCUGCUGAGAUACAAGAAGCCCCAUCAGUAUUGGCAUCCCGCCGGCUUCUGAAGACAUGCCUUUGUUUAGGCACACAUUCCCUUGAAUUGAACAUAUGAUUUUAUUUUCCCAUGCUGGCAUACAGCGCCUUCCUCUUCUUGUGGCAAGAAGCCACAGGAGCGGAAAGCAAAAUUUUGUUUUAACCUUCCCUUUCCUGUUCUUGCAGGCAUAAACCAUGGCCCUGUGGUAGCUGGUGUGAUUGGUGCUCGCAAACCACAGUAUGACAUCUGGGGAAACACAGUCAACGUUGCCAGUAGAAUGGAGAGUACAGGAGAACUUGGGAAAAUCCAGGUAAAAAAAAAUAAAAAUUGGGCAGAGGGGUGAAGGAAACCUGUACGAUUAGAACAUAAGAAGAGUCCCUCUCCAAACCCAGAACUAAGGAGGUCAUUGUGACUGUUUCCAUUGCCUUUUAAUCUCAUCUCACCUACCCUGCCUGCUUCUUGAGUCCCUUCUCCCCAGGAGCAGCCCAGAUCUUUCACUGUCCAGCAGGAAAGAGGUUGGGGGAAAGCUGUAUAGUUUAUUCCUGUUGUGGAGGUUUCCUUGUUCCUCUUUCUGAUGUUUGUGGUUAUUUGUUUAUUUAUUUUGCAUGCUCUUAGCAGGAGUAGUAGCUGGGCCUGAAAGGGAUGAAAUGCUCACUUGGAAUUGUGAAUGGACUCAUGUUUUUUCUGUGCACAGGUUACAGAAGAGACUUGCAAAAUACUGGAGAACCUGGGAUAUGCCUGUGAAUGCCGAGGACUUAUUAACGUCAAGGGAAAAGGAGAACUGGUGACUUACUUUGUGUGCACGGAUACAGCCAAAUCCCAAGCGCUUUGAUUCGAGCAAGAAACUGCUGAGAAAUUUGGUCAAAAUUUGUGUCUUGCUGGGCUUGGUUGUUUUUAAAAUAACUUCCUUUCCGGAAAGCCUGGAAACUCCACCUCAUGGAAAGGAGCUUAUGACAAAAACGAGUGCGGACUAGAAGUGUUAGUACUUGUAUCUCAAGAGAAAGGAUUGUGGAAAAGCUCUUUACAGCUGUGCCUGUCAAAAGAGUUUGCAGGUGUCCAUGUUGCAGAUUAUUCUCUCCUUUCCCUGCCAUGCAUCCACAGGACAGAGCUCCACUUCUGCACCUUUUUCAUGGAUUCACAGUUGAACGAAUUGCCUCCUUAAAACAUUCCACUGCCUCAUCCUUUCAGACCUGGUUUAACAGUAUUGCACUUGUCCAUGGACACAGCACCGCCUUGAGUUUGCAGCAGUCUUAUUACAUAAGGCAAUGGGACCGAAGACUCCUCUGCCUGAGAACUUUUUAACUGGAGAUGUCAGGGGUUGACUCUGGGAUCAACUGUACACAAAGCUUGUGCUCUUAUCAGUUGGUUGUGCUUCCCCCACCCUCCCACCUGACUUUGAGCUGCAGCUCUGCUCUAGAACUGGAUUUCAGUACCAGGAACUGUUGCACUGCCAGUAUCCUUCUUUACAACCACAACCCGGUCCUUAUAAACAUUUCUGUGGUGGUAGUCCUGUUCUGCUGCUAAACCAUACCCGGAUAUAUCAUACACAUCUGUUUUGCUUAUGCCUGUGCUAUUCUCUACUGGAGCAGAAGACAAGUGGUAUGAGGAACUUGCUUAUUUUUUGCUCACAUGGCUUAUUUUUUCUGGAUUCUGGGUCUGGAAACAUUCUUAGCCUUGGUUCUUGAAUGUGCUUUCCACUCUGGGUGGAAAUGUGUGGGUGGCUUCUCCUCAUACACCUUUUGCUUGUGCUGUAAUGUUUUUUGCACUUCACCAGGUGCUUUUUAUUUCAGCAGCUAUUAGUGCCCUACAGCAACAUGCUUAACAUCAGCAGUGUGAGUGUGUGUGUGUGUGUAAAAAUCCAGAUUCUUGCACUUGGUAACCCUGCUCAUAUAAUUGUGAGUAGCUUCAAAUAGUUUUCACUGCUGGCAUGGCAGUGCUGUAAGGCAGGCAGAAUUGGGUGAUACACACUCUUAAAAUACGGCACAGAGAAACUUCCAGUGUCUUCCUUAAUUCGUCUGAUAAAAAGAAGUAUAGUUUCUGGGGAUACAGAUCUCUCUCUUUCUUGUGGGUGUAACAAACCAUGGGGCAGCCCAUUGGCAGCUACAGUGCAAGUUUUGUACAGUUAGUGAACCCCUCCCUCCCUCCCAAACUAUUGUAUUGCUAGAUUUUAUCAUUGGCAAGAGGCUGCCACCUGUUUUCAUAUUUUUAUGAUAAAAAUGAACAGAGAGGGCACAACCAAAUACAAUGUCCACCCUGAGCCAGACUUGAACUUCGUAUGUCUACCACCUUUUGCUAUGCCAUGGGUUUUUGCUCCAGUCCCAUUAGACAAUUUGAGAGGGGGGGACAAUUUGUUAAUGAUUAUUCUUUCUCCUGUUGUCUGUAGAGUAUUCAUUUCUUUCUAGCUUCAGUGACAUUUAGCACAGACCAAGUCAGUUUAAGGAAACUCCAAAAUUGACCACCUGAAUAUCAACCUAUAUAACUAACUAGGUGAAGGAGAAAUACUAUGGGUUUCAGAACUCAUUUUGGAAACACCCCACACCUCACACCCAUGUGUGAGGCAUGCUAAUUGGGAGUAGGGAAAGCACAGAAAGCUGGCUUCUGAACAAAAUAAUUUUUCAGGUAGAACUCAUUUAGUCUGCUUAAAUGAUAUCGGAUUGGAUCCAAAGAUGCAGAAGGUACAGGUUUCAGUAGAGCCUUGUACAAGAAGAAACUAAAUUGCAAAAGAUGGAGAUCUGCUUUUCCAGCUUGUUGCAGGAGCUUAAGAAUGGCUCUAGAAUCUACCUGUUUUAUUAAUGGGUAAACUCCUGAGUUGUUUGCAAAUCAGGGCCAUCAGCUUAUGCUCACUAUUUUUUGGGAUCCAAUCCACUGUACCUGCCAUUAGGUCUAUUCACAGGGGCUAACCUUGAAAUUUUUUUAUCUUAUGAAAAUUACUUCUGUCUGACAGGCUUUUCACAGGAGAACCAGAAACAAACCACUAAGUCUUAUGGGCAAGGGGAAAAGGUGUAAAUUGUUUACAAUGUGAAAAGAAGAGAGAGUUGUUUAUGUGCCCCAUGGGGGGGGGGAAUGCUUAGCAGCGCAGUGCUAUGCAUGUGUACUCAGAAGUAAGUCAUACUGGGGCAAUGGGUUUACUCUCAGGUAAGUGCACAUAGGAUUGCAGUCUGACUUUAUGUGGGGCACAACAGAACUGUGUUGACUAGUACCUGGGCAUAUCCUAGGAAAGCAAAAUGAAUGGCUUUGCAUUGAAGUGUUCUAUAAAUUUAAAUGUGAAUACCAUGAAACAUUUUGAAAUUGUAUGUUUUUCCCUGUGAUUGAGAUUCUGUAGAAUGCCUUUGGCUCUGCUCCAAUUUGCAAGUCACUCUCUGGAGUAACUUAACUGAAAUCCAACUGAAGUUUAUGGAAAUCAUUCCAAGACUUGAGGACUGUGACUCUAGUAUUUUUUAAAAGGUUUUCAGAGUAGAAUGUGACUAACUGUGCAAAGAUUUCUGGCAUUCUUUGCCCUGGAUGCAGCCCUGUUGUGUUCAUUAUAAUUACUGUGUAAUUAACUUAUGCGGAGGUUGAAGUGCCUAUGUUUCAUGACAGGAACAAAACUCUUCUAGUCAAGUCCUACUGUGGCUUUUAGGACUUUUGGAAAGUCUUAGCUGUCUAGAGUAGGUCACACUGGAAAGUAGCAAGAUAGGGUAGUCCUAGGUAGGAUAAAAAGGAAACUUACGCGAUUGUAUUUUGUUAUAGCAGCAAGUUAAUGUGAAAUAUGAUAACACUGCUUUCAGUUCUUACUUUAUUGUGCAUUUGUUAGAAUGCUUUAGUUCAAAGGUUCCACCUUUAAUCUCUGCAACUGUUUGUCAUCGUUUGGCAUCAGUUAUCAAACGUCAUAUGUUAACAGCAGAAACUCAAGUAUUAAUGUUUAAUUGUUUAUGUUCAUAUUCUACUGCAAGUCAAGGUAACUUGUCUACCUUCUGUUUUAAUUCUAAAUUUCCCAGAUUAAAAAUUUAGGAUGUGUUUGUUGUCUAAUUGCUCUUCUUUUGUAUCAUUUUAAAUUCUUUAAGAAGUGCAUUUCAUAAAAGUAAAUAUUUCAUUCUUGCUUUAUGUGAUCACGUUCCCCAGGCUGUUAUAAUGAAAGAGCAAUGUUACAUGAAGCACCUCUUGCCCUCCAUUUGACUGUCAACAAAGGAAAGACAUUGUGCUGCCUGAGGGGAAAAAACAAACCCCAAAGCAGGCCUCUUUGCUAGUUUCUUUUCUUAUGUUGCCAGUUUGCUUUUGGAGUAUGUUCAAGGGAAAGCAGUCAGCUGUUCAAGUCUAAGGCUGCUGCCCUGUGUACAUCUCUAGAUGGAUUCUGCUGAAUGUGAGUAAACUCAAUAAGGCAUUGUUAUGUCUGAUGUGAUGUGAAAACUUGUCUAGGGUGACUCAAUUUAAAUUGAACAUUGUUGCCCACAGCAGCCAUGAUAAGCUUUCCUUUUGCUUCGUCAUG